Molecule: messenger RNA, 49950 nt
Organism: Xyrichtys novacula (pearly razorfish)
Lineage: Eukaryota; Metazoa; Chordata; Actinopteri; Labriformes; Labridae
Source: the annotation of a GenBank genome assembly
AUGAGUGACAGAACGAGGAUGAAGAGGGCAGGCAAGAUAAGAAGACGGAGGGGGCAGGCGGGAUGGCAGAAGGAGGAAGGGAGGGUGAGCUUCCGACAAAAGGAAGUGGGAGACAGUCCAGUAAAACACAUGGUGAGGGAGCGCAUGUGUGUGCGUGCAUGUGUGCGUGUGUGUGCACAUGAAAUCCCACACAUGUUGCAGCAAUAACGUGGUGCAAGUGGUAGAUGGUCACAGCCCCUAAUAGCAUUAUAUCACUUGAUGCCAAAUUUGAAAUAUACGCUAGAAGGCCAGAUUGCAGGCUGUUAGGGAUUUAAUUCUAAAUUAAGCCUCUAUGGAGAAAAUUUGCAUGUAAAUCCAUGUACCAAACCAUUACUUGGUGUGUGAACAACAAUUAAAAGCAUUUAAAUCAGGGAGUCAAGUCUUCUCAGUGUGUGCAUGGAGAGCUCAUAAAGACAAGAGAAAACACAAAGAAGUGUGCUCAAAUGGAGAUGAUCAUUAUUGAAAUGCACCUCCUCAAGGCUGUGAUGUUUAUAAUAUAGCUGAUAUCUACACUCACAAGCACACACACGCAGACACACACAAAUGCUCACUAAAAAGGGCAAAGUGUGAGAGCAGAGAAAGCAAAAGAGUGCUGAUAAAACAGUGUGAGUGAGUGACAGACUGAGUGAGCUCCUUCUACAUGGCCACUGGCCUUGAAGCCUGUCAGCUCCGGCUGGCACAUUUGGCAAAAAGGAUGCCUGCUCUGACUUCUCAAAGCUACAAUGCAUUUCACUUUUACCCAAACAGCUGUGCAGCUUGUUUUGCUUUUAUGGCACAGCUCAGUUAACCUCUUCUCUCCAGCUCAAAGGAAAAACAUGCUUUGUCCAGCAGCGGAGGGCCACUAACUGAGAGUGUGUUUUCCAGUUUAGUUUGAUGCACUCACAGAGGUGAAGGUCAGUGAUUACAGACACAGUGACUCAUGAUUGUGAUUCAUAACGGCACAUAAUGGUCAUCUCAUACCUCUGUGGCUGCAGUAAUGGCCACCUUUACCUGCGUCCUACGAAGAUGAUUUAUGACUGUGGUGACAUGAAUGGAGAUCACUCGUUGUAUUACCAAGUACGAGUACUCCAAAGUAAUCAAGAAUACUUAAAAACUCGCUUUGGGUGCCAUUUAUUGACUGUAAAUAAAGAUGGACAACAUGCUUGCAUCUCUCACACACAAUAAAAAAGUGACACCAAAAUGCUGCUUAGACUGGGAUUGACAUAUUGUGCUGAUGAUGUGCCCAGAGUGUCACGACAUGCAGGGUUCAACAAAGAAAAAGACUUUUUUUUUAAAAGAACAAAAUUUAAAAAAAAAAGCAACAAAAAAGAGAAAAAUCCAAAAGGCAAAAUCCACAAAAAUCACUGGGGAGCAACUGGGGACACAGGCAUACGUAGACAAACAUACAAUGGACAAACAAAGAAACAGGGGAAGACGGGGACUAUAUUUACACACAGGGAAACGAGCAACAGGUGAGGCAAACGAGCAACAGGUGGGGCAAACGAGACAAAGGUGAAACUCAUGGGUGAUUAACGAAGUAGGGAAAACUAGGGAAGUAAAACCAGACUAGAAACACAAGGCAACAACUACUACAAAAUAAAACCGGAAAAACUGCACAUAAGGGAAGCGGGGUCAAACACAAACUGAAAACUCACAAGACAAGACUACAGAAGAACAGGAACGAUAGGGAACAGAAACACUAGGAAAAAUACACAGAAAAAGCACUCAAAUAAACAACAUGGUGAGAAAACUUGAUUAACAAAACAUACCAUGACACAGAGGUAUGUCCUGGUUGGCAGAAGCACACUGAUGUUGCCUGGUUUCCUCUUAGAUACUAAAGUUAAGGUUGCACAUAGAUCAGCAUGAUAAGAAGUAAAGCAUGUUUGAGAAAACUAUACUUGGCCUGGAUUUUUAAUUUUCCAGUCUGGGAUCAAUAUAGUAAUUCUGAUUCUGAUUUUGAUUCUGAUUCUGUUCCAAAGGGGGUAAGCUAGCUUCAUGACCAUAUGGCCACUCAACUGAGCAUCAAAUCUGUUGUGCUGGACUCCUGUCUUAUUUCAGACUCUGCUCUUCUUGACCUCCCGUGUUUCCUGCCACUGUGAUAACAUGGCAGCGACCUCCAGGGUUGGAAAAUGAAAUCCCCUAUUUAUAAAAGGCCUCAAUUUAAAAAAAAAGCCCCAAUAAUAAGGGUGAACUGAUUUGACUGGCACUGUAACUGUUUUCCAGGAGGCUAAAGGCCUGCCUUAUCUCUGCCUCUAUUUUCAUUUCCACCCCCUUGAAAUGUUCCUACUAGAGUCGGUGAAAGUUAGCUUGAGUGAGCAUUUUCAUUUUCCAUUUUCCAAGAAAAAAGGAGGGGGGUCUGGCUUUAUUUGUUAACUAAAGAUGCUGUAACUCUACAUAUAUAAAUGUCAAGGAGAAAUUGUGUUGUCCAGAUUAUUGAACUAGUGGUAGUUGUCCUUCAGCUGUGUUAUGUUCCAAGGGAGUGCAGUGACAUUGUAACAAUACUUUUAUACAUCCCACCCUAGGCAACAGCUAAAGUUCUGUGUGAUGUUCUCCAUGAUACUGUUGCUAGGAUAUGAUGGAGAGCUGCACACUGAUUAAGGUAGAAGCCAUUCUAAAAAAACAUGGAUCAUCCAAUUCAUAACACCUUGAUGGACUAAAAAGAAAAUAACAGUGGCAGACGGCUCAUCUCUCUUUGCUACAGGACAGAGAGAUUCAGAAGCUCUUUUGUACCCACAGCCAUCAGACUUCUUAAUUCUUCUAUUAAUAGUAGAUGAGAUGAGAUUCCAGACAAAUGAAUUCCCCUUUGGGAAUCAUUUAAGUUCUUGGAUUGUGUUGUGUUGUAUUAUUGUAAUAUGGUCACUGUGCACCAAAUCUGGAUUGUGUAACUCUUAAGACACUAAUGGAUGACAUCACUAAGAUUACAUCCAUCAUUUAUACAACAUAAACUGAUUCAGUUGUUUGUAAUUGUAAAGACUUUAUUAUUCCCUCUGAUCCCCCUUUUUUUUAGGCCAGUGCAUCAUAAUCCGGGGUGACCAGCUGACCUUUUUUGUAUUUCAAAGCUUUCAGAACUUUGUGAUUAGAGAGACUUUGUUUUUCCUGUCUGUAGGUCUGCAUUUGAGUCCUCGUCCUUAUUUUGUUAUGAACAUAUAUACAUCUUGAACAGACAGCAAGUAACUGAUGGCCUACCUUGAAAAACAAGAUUUUUCUUUAAAACAGUGACAUAUUGUGAAAAGGCUUCCUCAUGCCUUUUCACCAGACCCACUCUCCCCACCGUGCCCUGAUUACGUCAAGUGAGUUCACCUGUGCCUGAGUGGUCAGUCAGUACGUUUACGUGACACUCAAUAAAACCAAAUUAUUGCCUUACUCCGAUUAAGACCGGACAACUGAAGAGCAUGCAAACACGUUAGUUUGACUAUAACCAGAGAUUGAGAACUCCAAUUGGAGUUGGAGAACUUUGAUUAAGACACCCAGAUAAUGCAAUUGGAAUUCAGUUUUCUCUACCAUGUAACCAGAGUAGUCGGAGUAGGAUCGGGCAAUGCAUUUGUGCGUGCGCCAGGCCAAUGCAACCCCGGAACAAUAAUACCAGAGAAGAAGUGGCACUUUCAUUUAAAGAACUUUCGACUCAGAAGCAACUGCAACAUGGCUAAAGCACGAAAGAAUGUCCACUUUUCGAACAACGAGGAGAGUGCCGUUAUGCUUUCCGUCCUGACAGAAAUGGACAUUUUAAAGUAUAUGGAUGGUCGCAAAACAGGGAACAGAGACAUCUUUAAAAAAGGCCUGGAAACAGCGCUGCUGAAAAGACCCAUAUUGCCCCCUAGUUUUGGGGAGGAGGAAACGUUCACAUCAAUAAUUUGAUUUUCUCAGCUGCAUGUAUACGCGGACAAGGAGUGAGGUCCAAUUCAGUGGAAGAAAAAAAAAACUGGAUUAUUAGCAUAGUCCAGUUAAGCUGUGCAUGUAAACGCACUGAGUGUGGAGUUCCUGAGUGUGUUUUAAACAGAGCAGCCAGCCAUUUCCAGGUGUGGCUGGUAACAGCCUGCUGUGAGGCUGGAGUUUUCUCCCUUGGUUAGACUUUCUGUUGAAUUCAGUAAACAUUCACAAACAUUAUUCAUAUGUUUCAUAGAUUUUUGAUGUCGAGCUGAAGGUUUUUUUUUUAUUGUAGUGUAUUGGCAAAAAAUUCAAAUAUUCUAUCCAGCUGACAAACAUCCAGGAGGCAGCCAGAAGAGCAGAAGCACCUGACAGUAUGACGCGAACAGUUGUGAAACCUAAUUACAGUAUUAUUUUGACACUGUCAGUGUAAGUCCAACUUUAUGGUAAUUUUUGGAGCUGUUGUUUUCCAGACUGAACAGUUUUGAAUCUGUCAUGGUGAGCACGAUAAGUCAGAAUUAGCCGCCGUGAUUGCAUUAGCCUUUAAAUAUGAAAUGUAGAGGUGAAAAAGACGCUGCCUAACCGUGCUUGAUGAGAUUUCAUAAUGAUCUUUUUGUUCCUGCUUUUUCAGUUUUCCUUGUGUCACGCACACACACACACAGACACACACUCAAACACACACACACACACACCUUUGUGAGAAUAUAUUUUCAGCAAAUGGAAGCUGCAGCAGACUCAAGGUCUCUUGUGAAUGUCUGUGGGAACAGACUGUAAGCACCUGGACAAAAAAGGAGAGACCAUAAUGCCACAGAGUGUGUACGUGCGUGUGCGUGAGUGUGUUUAUUUGUGUAUAUGUGGGUGAUGGUGUGUGUUUCUGUUAAAAAGCAGCAUUAAAAAAAAAGAUGUGUUUCUUCAGCACCAAACUCAACUUGUUCUCUCUCUCACACACAAACACAGACACACUCUCUCUCUCUCUCUUUCUCCCCCCAUUACCCCAUUACACACACACAACAGACAUACACACAAUCCACUAACAAGCAUGUGCACAGGCAUGCAACCUCAGAGACACUUAGAAACCCAGUAGUUAGUUCCUGCGUCAUUACAGUAGCCAUCUGUCAGUACGAAGACACACAUACACCGACCUCACUGUGGGUGUGUGCAACCACCAUGCAAACACACACGCGCACAAACACGAGGCAGCUUGCAUUUGCACAAGCGCACAUUUACACUGGCACAGCCUCACCCCGGUGACCCUCUGUGCCCUGCACGUCCUGCUAGUAGUCUGAUGGAUUUCACAAGAAGCUCUUCAGAUUUUAGUGAAUCCAAGAGGUGAAAGGUUUCCUCUCCUUUCUUUCUCUUUUUUUUAUUUCUCAUUAUCUCCUCUUUCUCUCCAUCCCUACCCACAUGAAUCUGUGUUUAUCUGUGCCUGCCAAAGGCUGAUGUCAUUGUCCGGCAGCAGUGUGUGCUUUCCAGUGUGUGUGAGAUAAAAUGAUGAAUGUUGAGGUAUAAUCCCAGAGUUUAAUCCCGGACCACUCGCAAUCCGCUGCUUGCACAUAUACACACAGAAAACAACCAGAGCAACUCCUCUGACAGACAAGCUCACGGCUUUAUUAAAACAUAAAAAUCAUGCAGGAUUUCUUGAGGAGGGGGUGGAGGACACAUUUGGACCUCCAGCAGUCUUUAAUAAUGAUCUCACAUUAUUCAAAGAUGCCCACCUGCUAGGCACACAAAGAAAGAGAGAGACAUAGAGGGGAAGAGAGAGAGAUGAAAGAUUAUUUAUUUCUCCUGGGUGGGAGACAGUGAGUGAGUGAGUGAGAGUGAGUGAGUGGGAGGGAGGGCGGCAGUCAGAAACAAGCAAACUAAUUCUCACCGAGGAACAGACAGUCGUGCCAGAGCAGGAGCUGCGCUUAGUUCACCUCCCUCUGACGCUCUUUGUGUACCAACAAAGAAUCACCUAGUUUUUUUUUCUUCUUCACGCUAAAACCAGGUAUCAACUCGGACCAGAGCGUUCACAUUUUGGAUAAGGGGGCUGCAGACACAAGCACCCACACUUCUCCGAGCCGAGACAACUCAAGGUAAGGCUGCAAAACUGAAGGCGUAGUGAAAUAAUUUCGAUGCAACAACUAAAUGUCAUCUCCGUUGGCGGUUAAGAGCUUCCGAUAAAGAGAUAAAAAGACGACGUUUGGUGUGCCGGGAUGAUGGUGCGCCGCGGACAGCGCGCGUAAAACAGCUGCAGUGAACAUCUCCAACUGGCACAGAUCAUUCAGAGUAAAGUAUCUGUCUGCUCAUCGUGCCAAGAGAAAGUUAAAGGAGCUGCAAUCUGUUAAGUGUAGUAACUGACUUGUUGAAUUUGUGAGAAUUUGGCACACUGGUUAAAGCAAUCAAUGUUUUGUUUUAUCGGACUUACGGUGGGCUACUUUGGUGUUGUCUUUGUCCUAGAAGUCAUUAUAUAAUAUGAACAAAAUUCCCAGGCUAAUCUGUGUGCUUUUAUUUUGGCAGUCGCGCACUCUCAAAUGGCAGGUUCGGGAUUUUAAAACACACUUUCCAAUUCUGAAAAAAAAGUGUGAUUUUGUUUUUCUUUUAUGUGGCAUUUUAAUCCUCUGAAAAGUUCUCCCAGCAUACUCAUCAGCUGAAGGGAAAAAGGUGUGUCCUCCUCAGGGGAGAAACAGCUUCCCUCCUCACACCUCCCAUCACAACCUGAUCCAGCUUUAGAUCCUGAACUUAUUCACUUGUUAAUUAUACAUCAAACAGUAGAAGCCAGGCAACUUAACUUUCCAUAUACUGGGUCAGCAUAUUGAUCGCAGAAUGUUGAAGCAGGGUUGCUGCUGUUGGUUUCUCAGGUGGACUUAUGAAAGAAUCAAUGCAACAAGCUCUUAUGUUGAAAGGGAAGCUGCAGGUAAAUGUCAUUAUUGCAUGUGCUCAGAGUUUUGCUGGAGUAGCAACAGGAGUAAAUGUAGUUUGAAUACUUCUGCAUCAACUCACUAAAAUGGAUUUAGUGUCUAUUAAAGCCCCAGUGGAGAGUGUAUCAUACUUCAUUUUUUGCAAUGAAAGCAAAGUCCACCCCCUGCUGGCCUCAUUAACUUGUUUCAUAGGAGUGUGAGUGCAAUUUGAUAAACGAGGAGUGCAGAAAAACAUCACAAGAAAAAAAAGAGAGAGAUCCAGUGUCGGCUACUACACCACAGCACCCCAGAGAGAAACUAAAGGAGGCUGCUGAAAGAGAGACGGAAAAAGUGGUGGAGGAAAAGAGGCUGGGGAUGACAAUGGGGGGGGUGGGGAGGGAGGUGAAAAUGUGGUGGGUGCAUAUUUAAGUCAUUUGAGUUGUGAUAGCUGCCCUGAAUUUUCCCACAUCAUUUGCUUUUAGCCACAGAUGGAGGAUGAAAACUCAAUUUUAUGUAACAGGGUGGAUGAGACUAUCUAUCUAUCUAUCUAUCUAUCUAUCUAUCUAUCUAUCUAUCUAUCUAUCUAUCUAUCUAUCUAUCUAUCUUUCUAUCUAAUCUGAUCUACUUCUUUGCUGUCCUUUAAGUCAACCUGUGAGCUGCAGUAUUUCAUGUUUGAACUCCUCUCUUGAGACCUCAUUUGGAGUUUGUGGGGAAAAAAAAGCUGCAGCCUAAAGGACAAAAGGCUCUCAAAUCUUUUGUGUGCCUUUUUUGUUGUGUACUAUGACUGUCUGUCUGUUGUGUACUGUUCACAGCAAAAAAAAAAGCAACUCUUAUCUGUGGAUUUUACUGGACGAGCCAGAUAAAUGGUAUAAUCCAACAUACAACGCGGAUAGCUAAACAAAGGUGGUUUGAGAGAUACACUCUGUAUGCUCAGGUGUGUGUGCAAAUGCGCUUUAUGCAUCGUGGUCAUCGUUCCCUUUGAUUUUAGGAGGAAUGGUACACCAGAUUCAGGUUUUAACCUUCAUCCGUACAGUUAAGCUAGCAUCCUUUUAAAAGUCUGAGAUUCAUUUUGGAGAUUUUCGAUCACUGACCUCAGAUGUGCACUCACACAGCAUCAACAUUUGGAGGAUUAAGUGUUUCAGCAGGAAAUAAACUAACAGAAGGAUGGAUUUGUGAAUUGAAUUACAGUAAUAUUACAGCCCUGAGUUACAAAUUGAGCAAGAUCUGUAUGAUUGAAUGAGAGUACAUUAGUGAAACAUUUAUUCUUCAUUGGGCAAACAUUUGAGUCUCGAUUGAAUCUGCUUGCUGCUGACCUCUUUUAACCUCUGCUAGCCUUUAAAUAUUUGUUCAAGUUUUAUGUGUUUGACUGAUUUUUAGAGGAAUGUCUGCAGGGAAAAAAAAAUGAGUUUGUGGGAGAAUUAUUAAAUAGUUAUAUCAAAGACAGGGAUUCUGAUUCAGAGUGGAAAUAUGAAGUUAAUUCAAAAGGGCCAAGCAGUUACCCUUGUUUCCACUCAAGGCCAACUUUAAAAGCCAAGGAAACCCAUUUAGGCCUAAUGUUCAAAUGGCAAACUUUUUAUCAGAUACAAACAUGCUGAUGAAAUAGUGUCUGAAUAAUUUCUCUGUCUGUAAAAGCUAUACGAGAAGGAUUUUUUAACAUUAAUGUUAGACAUAGGGUGUGGCUGAUUUGAUUGACAGGUAGGUAUGUCAUAAUUAUUUACCUUACAUAUGGCAAGGCUGUAGCUUCUACUUCACCUUUUUGUCAGUGUUGACAUUAGCUGGAAGUUAGACAGUCUCAUGUAUUCCAUUAUGAUGAUCACUAAUCAAGGUUUUGUAACCAAGCAGCAAUCUCGGGUGUUAAAAAUUACUGAAUUAUGAAAAGUUCCAGAAACUGCAAUACCCAGACUGUCCACUUGAGGCUGUCUCCAAAAGCUAAGGAAACCCCAUUAACACACUAUACAGUUCAGUCUUUUGUGGUUUUUUCUCGAUUGUUUCAGCCCAUUUUUGGAAACAGUUCUAACUUUUGGUGAGUACUACCAAACCACAAAGGUAAUUAAUUAUUGUUCAAGCCAUACUAGUUAAAAUAUAGCUGUGUUCUCACAGAUUGCAUUAUAUUUAUGAUAAAAUUACUGUCUUUUAAAAAAGCAAAAUUAAAGCCAACAAACAAAACAUCCUUUAAGGAUGAAAAAACAGAGUCAGUUUAUGUAAAUGAAGAAAAAAAAGAAAGAAAAAAAGGCUUGCACUACUUCAUAGUAGACUACAACACACUCUCAGUCUGGUUUAGGAUUUUUGUUACAGCAAGAUCACAUCUGAUAGUUUCCAUUAAAAUCCUUAGCAGACAAACAAAUCUCACCGUUCACACUCAGAAUUCAUGGCAGAAAAGCACCAGAUUCAUAUCUAUAUGUUCUCAAACUUGACCAUGAUUGGUUAAAUGUGAUCUCUAAUCCAUCCAUUACACAAUCUCACCUAAUGGGCCAGUUUAUUGUGACAGACAUCACAAACACUCUGUGAUAUCCAUAUAGCAUUGACAUGCAUUAAGAUUUAUGAUAGAUUUGAAUGACUGAAUGGAAAAUUUGGAAUAUGUAUAAGCUGUGCAGAGUCAAACAGUUUUGUAAAAUCAAUAAACCAAAUUUGAUGAAUGAGUCACUGACAAGAGAUUUUUGUGCAGAUUUGUAAAAAAAAAAAUAAUAGACCUAAUAUUUGGCCCACAUGGACCAAAAUAGUGAAAUCUUCUUGUUUGAAUGAGAGAAAUCUGAUCUGGUGUGAACAACAAGCUAAUAGUUCAGAGAUUUGAGCUUAAUGGUCUAAGAAAAAGCUUUUCUCAUUAGUAGACUGAGCCAAAGCGAAUGAGAAAUACUCUUACAGCUAAAUUAAACAUAUUUACAACUUAGUACACGAAAUGAUUUUGUCUCAUUAAACCAUUUCUCUAUUCAUUAACACUAAUUCAUUUAGAAAACUACAAGUCUUACAUAAUCAGGCAUGAUUAAGGGUGUGACUUGACUGACAGGUGGACACAUUGAAGCUAUUAGCCAGGAGGCUAGAGGUCUGCAUCAACUCCAGCUCUUUGUCACUUGAUAGAUCAGCCAAAAGUGUCACCAUCAUUGGGCUCCAGAGCGCCUCUCCAGAACUAAACCAUGACAUAACUGAGACUUAAUAGAUAUUUCAAACCAUCCAGGACUUAAGGCUCACUAUCAUAACCAUGCAUACAACCAGGGUUUAUAAUCUGAGCUUUUUUUAAGGGCUUUUUCAACAGCCCACAUUUUUAUCACACUGCUAUUUUCUAUAGACACAUAGAGCCUAACCAGAUGAGACACAAAUUUUAUACAUACAAAAAGCUUUCGUGGCUAUUCCCUGAGUGACGUAACAGGGUUCAUUAAAAGAAGAUCAUGUUUCACUUGGUUGUUUUUAACUGUGUGUGUUUUCCAGCAGAUAUAAUUGUAGUUAAAACACAUUUUCCUGCAGAUGAAUUCACUUUUACUCUGUUCAACAAUCUAAGCAUGAACAGUACACACCGUUCUGCUGACUCGCCUCUUACUUUCACGUAGUUUUAAUGAACCAGCAGGGAGGAUUUCUUCGGUAAAUAAGAAAAUGCUGACAUAGUUUUAUGCUAAAACAAUCCGCGGUUUUGACGAGUCUUCACAUUUCUACAGUUUAACUCAAUGAAAUGGAAGAGUGGGCUUUGACUGCUUACACCAGCCUCUCAACAUAACCUGUAUUGAUCACCCAAAUCCUUCAUCAAGGCUGAUGAAUGUCGUUUUUACAACAGCGAUCCGAUCCAAAUAUAUAAAUGCCUCUUUUUUUAUGGAAAAGCCGAUAAGGGGAUGAGGAUGGCGGAAAGGACGAGUAAUGCUCAUGUUUACAGUAACAGUGGCGGUAUUGAUCAGCCCACAUAUUUCUCAGAGUUGACUCACUGCAGUCUGAAGUGAGAGGUUGAAGGAAAUGUACUUUUUUAAAUAGAAAAUCCAGGACACAAGAAGCAUAAAUAACUUUGAUAUUGCUUAUUGAAUAGCCUGGUCAAUGCUGCAGAGAUAGUGGAGCAAAUUGUGCCAGACCUUGUCAAUAAAAGACAUAUUUACAGUUUUAUGAUUCCGUCAAUAUGAAGCCCAAUAAGAGGGUUUGUGUGGACGCUGCAAUGUGGGCAUCGAUAUCCCAUUAUGAUGUCAUUAUAUAUCAUCAGCUGAUAAAAAAAAUGAUGGAGUAAAUUCAGUCUGAUGUUUCCUACAGAGAUUCUGCUGCUGAAUAUGCACCACCGUGGUCAAUGUGACAUCUCAAACCCUCUGUGUAAUGUGACUUUAGCUCUCUGCCACAAUAUUUGGUGGCUGGUAAUGAUCCUUAUGUGCCACAGGGGCUCAGAGGAAAAUAUUCGUCAACAUUAGCCAAGCUGAAGAAAAAGUGAAAAAAAAACUGUGGCGAGGCAGAAGAGGCGCACAAACUGUAGUGCUUAGACGGCGGAGGAAGCAAAGCGAGGGAGAGAGAAAAAAAAAAUCAAACACUUCUUGUUUAUUUCCGCACACAUGCCACCUAUGUUACAUAAGGAUGAGCUUGAGGAUAAACUGCACAUGCAGCAUAUGUUUUUUUUUUUUUUCCCCUAACUGACUUUGGUGCCAGAGGUUUCUCAUGUCCUGCCCUCCUUGCUCAUCUUCUGCCUCCUUGCUCUCACACACUCCCAUCUCAUCUGCUGGCUGUCUCUUCCAGCUGAGCCCUCUGUCCCCUGCUGAACCCCCCAAUGUGCAUUCUGUCUCAAUCUGUCAUAAAGUAUAUUUAUACACGCAGAAAGAGAGGGGGAGUGUGAUCUAGAUAUCUGUGUAGUAGAGGUUACACAUUCCUGGGCGUAAAUGCAAGAACAGAUUUAGAUAUGUGAGAAGAGUGUGCUUUUAGGAGGAUGUUACUUUGGUGAAACAUCCACUGCCAAUCAAAUCUCAUUUUUAUGUUCAAUGUGUUACACCGUAAUUCUCAGUUUUCUAUGAAGCAUAUUCAAACAGCUGUAACCCAUCCAAAACUCAUGUUAAGAGACAUUAAAGUAUCAAUCAGUUGUCAAAUUGACGCAUUUUACUGCCUUAAUUCAAACCAAAGUCUGCGUGGAUUUGGACUAUCGAACCAUUUCUUUUCUUCUUACCAUUUCUUUUCUUGUCCUUUGUGUUUUUGCUGACACUGUACCAGACUUUUAUUUUCCUGGAGCCAGCUGGAUGCUAUUAUGUAUCAGAAUGAAUACUCUUCAGUUGUUGUUUUCAGAGUUCAAGGUCUCACAUUCCACUUGAAAGCAAAAGAGCACCGAGACACAAUUCAAUUUUUCUGCAAUGGUCACACAACAUUGAGCGAGGCAGGAAACAGUUCAAUGGCUUCAAAUCUUUUGGAGCCAAAGCAACUAAUAUUUUCACUAAUUAUUUAUUUUCGUCCAAGAAUUUUAGGUUCUGCCACAACAUUCAUUACAGGAGUAAAGCAGAUAUUGGCAUGUCAAACAGUGCAACUUUCAAAUACUUGAUACCUCCAACUGAACUAUGACGGUUGUGUGUUGUACAUAUUUAAAAGAAACUCAUUUUCUACAUGAAUCUAAAAUACUAGAUUCCAUUGGCUGACGUCAAAACCAAAACCCAUGGUCAUGUCAGAAGCAGUUCAUGUACCAGAAAGUUUCAGGAAGGCCACUUGAUAAUAAGUGAAAUGUUAGCUAUCCUCCUGAAAUGUUUGCUAGCUGUAACAGCAAGGAAAGAAGACAUGUCAUUCUCAGUGGAGCCCACACCCAGAACACCAAACUGGACAGGAAAGAAAUACGUACACUAUUAGGUCAAAAUAAGACACCAUGAUCCAUGUGCAAACUGUAUAUCACCUUGUAUAAUCAAGAAAUACUUAUCGACUAAACACAACAUCAAUCCGGGUUAACCUAGUGCUGUCACAAUACAUUGGUGUAAUCAGUAAUAGGACUGAAACUGAUUCCUCGAAUACCUCGAGUACCUCGAUUACAAAUAAUGAUCGAGGAAUUUUCUCUGCCUCAAGUACUAGUUUAUAAGCUCAAAUCGACACUGUUUCGCAUGGAUUCUUUUGAAGGUGACACUAUGUGCUUACAUCACCACGGUAGAAGGAGGAGAAAGCGCUGUUUAGGUUUUGCGGUGCAGAAAAAAUAAACGAUGAGAGGGGUUUUUCUUGCAGCGUUGCCAACCUAGCGACUCUUCACACUUCUCUUCACGCUAGCUUGUAGCCUAACAUCGCUGGUGUCGUAGCAGUAGCAGAUAACAUAGGAGCUAUUCAGCUCUCGGACACUAAAGUCUUUAGGGGCAUGAUGAAAGUUAAUAUCAUAAUUAGAUUUCUUACAAGCAUUGCAAUCCGCUAAAGCACACACUUGUUCCAUGAUUGUCCUCUAUUUCGCCAAGCCUGGCCUUCAUAUUGGGGCUAUAGGAAAUCUAACUUUAUAUGAGUCUACCGUUUGGGUCCAAUUGCUCGAGUAAUCGGUAGAAUAUUCGGUAAAAUACUCCAUUAGUAAAAUAUUCGAUAGCUGCAGCUCUCAUCAGUAAUGUCUUCUUUAAAUGUUAAGAUUGUGCUACAAAUUAGCGUGCUCUUGUGCUGUGAGUUCAUGACUGAGGUCGUUCAUACAGUUUGCCACAUGUCACGAAGAAGCAGCAGCAGACUGCCUGUGAACUAGCUUGAAGCAGCUCUCUAAGAGAUGAGUAGAUCCAUUUAAAAACUAAAAUUCCAUCAUUUUUGUUAAUCUAACAUUAGAACUUGUGCAUCUCCCAGUUACUAAAUAGUCGAGCAUUCAUUCUUACUGGCAGUUUAAUUAACGGUUUUCAUCUACUUCCUUAGCCUAUGAUCUACCGGAAGUAGCUAUACUUCAAAAUAAAAGCAUAUAGGAAGUACAGAAUGGUAGAAAAGGUAUCAAAAUAAAAGCAUGACAAACAGUCAAUUUAUGAGGUAAUGGUCACAGUAAUCUUGAGGUGAAAAUAUGAUAUCGUGACAGCCGUACAUCGAACCCAACAUGACUUUUAGCUGUUAACCCUUUGAUGCGCAACAUGGGUCAAAAAAGACCCGGCUGAGUUUAAAUUUUAUAUAUCUUCUCAAAAAAUUAAUUCCAUCAGUCGGUACUCAAGGAAUUCCUCAAUUAACUUGUUUUUGACGACCCUACAUCCUUAUGUUAAUUUUUCUUUUUUUACUUUUAAAAUAAAAAACGUUUUUGUAUCACUACCCCUCUAAUGCACAACAUGGGUCUAAAAUGACCCGUAUCCAUUUUCAAUGUUAUUUCAUGUAUGGCUGAGUGUUUCUAUGGUAUAUCUUUGACAUAAAUUAAUUUUAUCAUUCACUAUUCCAAGUAUGCAGUAAAGAUCUUGUUUUAGUUGAGCACAAAUAAUCAUUUUUAUUUUUCCUUUCUUACGGUAUGAGGAAGCACAGAUUUUGUAUUUCUACAUCAAGUUUACAUACAUGGGUCAGAAACGACCCACAUACAGUGACUGUAGCAUUUAACAUGAAAAGACCAUCUAAUACAUGUAAGUAUGGUUUUUCAAUUGUUCUGACAUUAUCUUAGAAAUUAUUUGAUGACAAUUGUGAAAUAUAAUUGUACAUAGAUUUGAUUUGAUUAGGUUUAGGUUACCUUGAGAGUGAGGACAUUACAUGUUGGAAAGUUACACAGUUACAGGUAAAACAGCUAGCGUUAUUUCAGCUAGCUAUAAUCAGACGCAUGUGUAUGUGACAAAAUGACAAAUAAACAUGUUGCUGAUACAAAAUACAAAAGUGUUUGGCCCAUAGACUGUAUAAAGAAUGGACAGCGUCUGCCUCCUUGCUGGGUGAAGCCGAGAACAGCACCCCCUGUUUACAGGCUGCAGUAUAGGUCAUAAAUCCCGCCUCCGCCAGCAAACCUUUUGGAGCUGUGGACAAACUUUAGAAAUUUAUUACACAGAACAUAAAUUUUUCUCCCCCCUGCUUGUGAUGUUGACAUGAAGUUAUUGAAAGACUGGUUUUUGCUCAAGUCCUCUUUUUUCUGUACAGCUCUGUUUUUAAAAGUUAUUAGGGGGUUCAUGUUUUCUAUGAUUGACACCUGCCAUAGACUGUAUAUAGAAUGGACGCCGUCUGCCUCCUCGCUGGGUGAAGCCACUCCGAGAACAGCACCCUCUGUUGAUGGGCUGCAGUAUAGGUCAUAAAUCCCGCCUCCGCCAGCAAAGAUUAUGGAGCUGUAGACAAACUUAAAAAUUUUAUUACACAGAACAUAAAUUUUUAUCCUUCCUGAUUGUGAUGUUGACAUGUAGUUACUGUCAGACUAGUUUGUGCUCAAGUCCUCUUUUUUUCUGUGAAGCUCCAUUUUUAAAAGUUAUUAGGGGGUUCAUGUUUGCUAUGAUUGACACCUGAUACAGCCUAUGGGCGUUCAGGGAUUGCGUAGCUCUCCCGGGGGAUAUGCUGUUUGAGCCGAGUGUCAUCACAGCGACUCUCUUCAACUGUGCGGCCAAAUGCGCGCAUUGCUACUGCGCAGCGCUGGUUUCAGGAAAUGAAGAAAAAUCCUGGAAAUAUCGAGAGCUAUUUGGCUUCAAAUCUGUAUACAGGCAGUAGGCGGAACAAAGUUGUCCAUAGUAUAUACAGUCUAUGGAUACAGCCUAUGGGCGUUCAGGGAUUGCGUAGCUGUCCCGGGGGGAUACACUGUUUGAGCCGAGCGUCAUCACAGCGACUCUCAGCGACUGCGCGGCCAAAUGCACGCAUCGCAACUGCGCAGCUCUGGUUUCAGAAAUGUAGAAAAGUCCCGUAAAUACCGAGAGCUUUUUGGCUCCAAAUCCGUAUACAGGCGGUAGGCGGAACCAAGUUGUCCAUGGUAUAUACAGUCUAUGGUUUGGCCCCACUCACUGCUAAUUUCAUUACUUGAAACAAAUUAUUAUUAUAGUGUUAAGUAAUUUAAUAUUAAAUCACACUUGAAUGAAUGGGUCGUUUUUGACCCAUGUGUGUAAACUUGAUGUAAUAAUAUAGAAACUUUAUUAUUUCAUAAAGUAUGAAAAGAAAAAUAGAAAUAAUGAUCAGUGGUGAUCAAAAACAAGAUUUUUAAAGAAUACUUGGAAUAUUCAAUCAGAAAAUAAACUUAUUUCAAAAGAUAGAACAAAGAAAAACUCAGCCAGCAUGAAAUACCAUUGGAAAUGAAUGUGGGUCUUUUUAGACCCAUGUUGCGCAUUAGAGGGGGUGUGGAUAUGUUGCGCAUCAAAGGGUUAACUUUGUCAGUAAGUAACCGCAAACCAAAGUAGAACAUGUCUAUUUAUAAAAAUCAAACGCAAUUUAACCUGCAAAAAAUGUAACUUUAUAACUACUGAGCACUCACCAAUAAUAGAAUCACAAAAGUGACUGAAUAAUGUCUAAAUGAGCAGUAAAUCAACCAUGGAGAGGAACAGUAACCUGCUGUAAGUAUGUUGUUCUCAGUACACUGAAUCCAGCUGCUUCAGGCUGCACUACACUUCAAACAUGCUUCCAGUAGGCCAGAGCAUACACCACUGGACAGAACUAUGGCACUGAUGUAACACAGUGCAUGCACUAGCUGUAGAGUUUAGCAGUCAGUGUUUUGGAAACCAAGUAGUGACUGCCAACGUGUUGAUAUAGGUGUACCCUUACAUUUAAGUCCAGGCUGUAAAGCAGCAGUUAUAGUAGCUUUAGGAUUGCUGGAGGUUAUGUGAUGUUGAGGCGGACAUUCAUGCAAAACUCAUGUUGGAUAUUACAUAAGACAAUAUUAGCUGGAGUUAAAGCUACAAAAACAACAAAUCAUUUUCAAUGGCAGAAAUCCCAGAUCCAGGUCACUGCCAAAAUUUUACCAACUGAUCCUUGGGCCAGCAAAACGCUCACCAAACUCCAGCCAAAUUUACUACUAACUUUUUGAAAUACUUCGCAGACAGAGUCAGAGUCAGAAGGGCACAUGCAUCGAGCUAUUUCACUGGCAGAGGUAAUAAAAGGAUCUCGGCAUGUGCUACUACAAUAACACACAGACGUCAGCAGCUCUGGCGCGCACACACACGCACGCACUAGCACAGUACUGAUGGGCUUUUUUUUUUUUUACUUGUAGUGUUGCUCUGGGAGAAUAAAUAGGACUUAGAGGAAACUACCAAACUACACACUCUGAUUAAAGCCAUGAAUCAAAUUCUGCUGAAUUCUACCAAUGAUUAACAGGCAACUCGAACCGGCACGACACAGCUAGGGAGGGAUGAAACUCAUGAAAUCUUCAUUAGCAGAGCUCGACAUCAAGCCAAGGUAAAAAAUCUGUCUUUGUGAAGGUGUUGAGAAUUAAAAAGCCACUGCUCUACAUGUCAAUAAGACAAAGAAGGUUUGUGUCAUUUUUACCCAAACUCAUUUUUUACCCUUUUAAACUCUCACAGUAUUGCCUUCCUUCUCCUCGAAAGUUAUAGUUCAUGAAAUAAACAACCUCCUGAUAGGUUAUCUUGUUGUUAUAUGUCCCCUUAUAUGUAGCUUCAUUUUCAAUUCAUGGAGUCUGUUCAUUUCACCCUAGGUGUUAGAAACACAUCUUCUUUACACCAAAUACAUAACAAGUCUUCCAGAAAUUUACCUGAAAUGAUCUUCACAGCAAAAUAAGACAACUACUGAAUUAUGACUUUUACUGUAUGUAUCAUACUUUUACACUAAAGUGUGAGAUUCUUUGUUUUCAUGGGAAAUAAAAGGUGUGUUUUAGGAUACCCUGUUAGCCAGUAAUCAAGUCCUUUUAUUACAUACUUAGAGAGAAACGAAGAAUUUCUAAUGAGGUCUUCUUUAUGUGUGGCUCCCUGGUGUUAAAGGAAGGAGAGGCAUUUGAAGUGAGAAACAGGGAAGAGAAGAUAGAUUGGAGAGGGAAAGAGCAAUGAAGACGGAGAGACAGAACAAGUACUUAAUUAAAAUUACAUUCAUUACCACUGCCUGUGUAUGCUGUCCUUUCUGUCUUUUUGUCCCCAUCUGUCAUCUCUCUAUCUCCUCUUCCUCUCCUCUUCUGUCUCAUUCCCCCACUGUCUUUCCGCUUUUUCUAAUGCCUAAUCUCCUCACCUCUCUUUCUUCCUGUCACCUUUUUUUUCCCUCUUCUUGGGCCAUCUCUCACUUUCCUGUGCGUCUAUCUUUUCAUCAGUUCUCCACAUGGGUUUAUUUAUCUCUGCUAUUAGACAGUUGGGUGGAUGACUGCUGUGGCCUUUUGUAAGAGAGAAGUCAAGAAGAGAGAGGAGAGACAGUCUGACGUAAUGUUCUCUUCUUUAAAAAGUCCAAGCAGCCAACUCCAACGUACUCCACCUGGCCCAGUUUUGGACGACUAAAGACCACUCACCUGUCAAGUCCACGCAGGAGGAAGCUUGGUCACAGAUUUUUUGGAUGAAACUGGGCUAGAAUCUGGGCCAGCACAGCUAGGACAUAGAUCAGACAAUGACAUAAAUGGUACAAAUAAAAGCCUUAAAUUACUACAAACAUGAAUGAGUGCAAUCCGGAUACAAUUAUAUUAGAAAAGCUAAAAAUAGACGGAUUAAAGUAAUUAUAACUUUGGCAUUCAGGCUGUUAUUAUGAGUAGCAGUAUCUUAUUGCUUGCUCAUUAUGUUCGUCAUUGGGAUUUAUCAUUUGUUCCUUCUCCACCAGCCCCGGCUACAUCAUGCCUUAUGUAACACCCCAAGCUGUUGUAAAGAUGGAUCCAACAAGCUACUGCUCCAUCCGUCCGUCAACUGUGGCUCCCUAUCCGAUCGUAACCACUGCUGCCGAAGCUACUUCCUCUCAUCUCCUGCUAGCCUCUCUCCAGAAUAGCGAUACAGCUAAUGCAAGCAAAGGACAGCUGCGGCACAGCACUUUGUAAUUGAAAACAAUUAUGAGAGAGGCCAGAGGGAACGGUUUGUGAAGAGGGAAACACAUACUGGCUAUUAAACAUACUGGGAAAAUAAGGUGCGUGUGAAAACCAUUGCCACAAUCCCAGCAGGAGAGUGUCUCCUCUUUUGGUUGAACGCAUGGAUAGUUUCAAAAGAUGAUUCUUUGCUUUUGUGACACUGCUUCAAGAAGCAAAGACAGAAAUAGGAAUCGGGAAGAGUUUCUGGGCUGCUCGCUCUGAAGUGAAGAGAUUCUGAGGAAAGAGAGGAGAGAGAGAAAGAGAGAGAGAGAAAAAAAGAGGUCACAACUGAUCCGGAUUUAUUGGCUCAGCUGGUCAUAAAAGAGGCUUUAUUCUCACAUUGCAUUAUGCAAGCCAAGAUCUCUGCUAGCUACAGGUGAAAGAUGAGUAGUCUGCAGACACCCAUUUUCUCUGUCUCUGUGAUUCUCUCUCUCCUCCCUCCCUCCCGCCUUCCUUUUUUCUCCCAGGAUAGAUGAGUUUAAUACCAAGCUGGUUAGAUACAAAAGAUUUCAUCACUUAAGUGCAGUGUUUGCUUUCUCUGACUCAAGUUAUAAAAGUCUAGCCUCUUUUCCUCUGAUCCCACCAUCUCUGCGGCAUUCUGCUGCUCCCCUUACUCUUUUCCUUCCUGCUUUUUUUCCCCCUUUUCCUUCCUUUACCAUUACAGAGACAUCCCAAGGAUUGCUUAAACGCUAUACACAAAGCACAGGCAAUAUUUGAAAGGUAUUACCGUGAAGACACACUACCUCUUGAUAUCUUUGAGUCACUCCUUACCUCAUUCUCUGCCAUAUGCUUGCACACAGAGUACCGGCCCUGCAGAGGCACCAUAGGAAGCAUCUAAAAGUGCCUACAAGACAGUAACAAACUCUCUGAGAAUCACUUACAAAGAAAACUGCCAGCUUGUGUAGCUCUGUAGAGCAGGAUGGUCAUGACUUCACAGUUUUGCCGAUGACAAAUUGGUGUCAUCCAUCAUAAGUUGCCCCAAAACCUUCAAAUGUUGCAAUCAGUGGUAUGCGUUGCUUGUGCUAUUGCAGCAGAAUUCCUCUUUCCAUGUUUUUAUAAAACCUGACUAAACAGUAGUAAGCGUAAGUAGUUGAGUAAUUGAAUUUAUUAGCAAGUCUGAUGGAUAAUCCUCUCUUUAAAUUCAAAGCCCCUCAGAAACAGUGACAAGUGGUCUCUUUGCGUGCCUCUGCAAAGAAACCUAAUAUCAGGAAUUUUAGAGAGUAUGUGUCAGAAAGGGAGCAGGAUUUUCUGAGGUGAAUGGAGAUAACCAUUCCAGUCGACUUUAUUAUAAAAAAAAAAGAGCCAGGGAAGUGAUAGGAAGAGAAAAAAAAUGGUAAGAAAAGCAGCUAAAUGGGAGAAAAGCUGGAGCAUGCUCUGCCUUUGCUCUGACCUGGUUCCAGUUAAUCCGCCUACUUUACACGAUGAACAUUACCUCCACACAGUAUUUAUAGUCUUUUGGUGUGUGUGUUUUUGUGUGUAAGCUUGUGCGUAUGUAUGAAUGUGAUUUUUUUUUUAUUGUAGAGUAAAUGCAGUCACUCCAUGCCACGUAAUGGGUCUGAUAGCAGAUAAAGCUUGAUGAAAAAAGGAUCCAUAUUUAAACCUUUAUUUCGCAACAAACGCAAAUCCCCAUGAUGCUGAGUGUUGGAACCAUUGUGGAGGCACCAUCUGAUACACUGCCUCUGAUAUCGACAAGAUGUUUCAUCCAAGAUAGGGCCAAACAAGAUUAAAUUGAAAGUUCUCUGAUGAAACACAAUAUUGGUAAUUUAUUCUACAGUAUGUCAACAUUGCUUACAAAACAUAUUGAGCUUAAAAGAGAGCUUUGAGAGCAGCUAGCUUGACUGACAGGGGCCUUGGGUCUUUGGCUGCUUUCAGACAGAUUUGGCUGCAAUAAGAAACAGAGCGAUCACAUUCAUUUUGCGGAGGUUUGGUUGAAUUUUUUACAGCUAUGUAAUGUGAAAAUCAUUCACCAAAUGUAUCCUCAGACUUUCCCUCCUUUUUUAUUCGCUCAUAGGUUCCCGUUUCCAUAAAUCUACCAUAUUACACAGCCUGAGCACUCUGCUUUGUUGAUAGUUCAGUGUUUGUAACCUCUGAAUUUUUUUACCCAUGUAUACUGGGACUGUCGAUUUGUAGCUACCUGCCUGCCCACUGAGCAAUAGAUGGCCAUUAGACGUCUAGAUUCUGUAUAUCUUUUAGACCUGUGGUAGCCUGAUUUUAGACCAGCCGUCUAGGCUACAUUUAGCCGUAUAUUAGACCUCUUUUAGGCCCAAAAAAUGCUCAGUGGGUGUAUUUCCAAUAACCACCUGUGUGCUCUCUUUUCAUGAUAUUUAACACAAGUCUAACAUUGAGCAUGAUUGUUACAAGUCUGUCUCAUACAAGAUCAUACAUCCUGCAAUUAGAAGAAGUUGAAUUGGUGUGGUCAACAUUAGCAGAACUAGCACUGCUAGCCCUCAGUCCUCCUUGCAGGUUAACAUCCAAAUGCCCACGCUGGUAUAGCAUUGCUCUGGCAGCAUGGCUAUAAGACAGCCUCCAUGCAACUUAAUCCCAAUUUAUAGAUGAGACCACUGCCAGACUGUUACAGUUUGUCCACAUUAGUGAUGACAUCCAGGUGAUCGAGCUUUGAUACCGAUACCAACUCUAAUACCACAAUACUUGACACUGAAAUAAUACUCAAAUAAUGGUUCAAUACUUGAUACCCAGCAGAUCAGAAGCAUGUCCACCAGAGUUGGUCAUGUUGCAUUUCACAGUUCAUUAAUGAUAUUUUGAUGCUGUGAAAUCACUGAACAUGUCCCAAACUUGUUUUUUCAGAAAAAAAAAAAAAAAAAAAUUGACGCUAUCUCUCGUCAGUCGGUUUCGACCCAUGUCUUUAAUCAGGUGAAAAUUACACUAAAAACAAUUCUCUAUCAUCCGAUUUGGUUCUCUUCUCUAGGUUACCUUGUUGGGCUUCAUUAUCCAUGAAAAUAUUGCUUAUAGUAUUUUUGUUGUGGGUCUCUGGGCCUUUCUUUGUCAGGUUACCCCUCACACAGACAUCCAUACUGAAUUGAUCUUACAUGUCUGGACAUGCCCAGCAUUGCUUUUUGUGCAGGGAAAAACAUGGCAAUGAGAAUUUCCUAAAUCUCACUGUAUUGGAAGAGGAUCUGACUGUCAGUGUGGUGCCUGACAGUGCACAUAUGAUUUUAGUUGUUGCUCUAAUUAUUAGAUAUUAAUCUAACUGGGUCAACAGUGACCUUAACACGACAAGUGCCAUAAUCUUAAUAAGAGCAAAGAGCAAAAGUCUUGAUGCAAAAAAGUUAAUUUAUGUGGUUCUUUUAAGCAUUUAAAACAUAAAUGGGUCGGUGCAGUCCCUAACACAGAUGGAGGGUUAAGCAACCCGACCAAAGUUUUGUUUUUUUAUCCAGGAGCAUUAUGUGCACUACACGCCCUAUUUUGUUUUCAAAAUGUAUGUGUAAAUGUGUCUUGUUUACUAGCCUCUUUGGUUCUUUGUCACUACAGAAUCUCAACAAAAGAAGUGACAAGUAACAUUCAUCAUAAGAGAAAGUUAGACCUCCAAAUAAGAGCGGCUUUCUACAUCUGUUGUUAUUGAUUGCAGGUUUUUUAUGUUCUCAGUCCCUCAGUCACUUACAUCAGAGCCACAUUAACUCUUUGACCUCCAUAUUUGUAAAUUCUAAAACCACGGCAUAAUGAAAGUACCAACAUUUUGGCUUACUGUGAUACAACACUAUUGAAGAUACAGGUUACCAAAUCUGUGCUUUGGACUUGAAAAGAAACUGGACCAGUGGAGAGACAAUUCAGAUUUCAUGACCAAAAAUCUAAUGAUUUUUUUAUAACUAGAGUCUUUCAUCUCCUCUGCUAAAACGGCAUCCCAGUGGAAGGUGCUAGAUCAUCUCACCUCGAGGAUGCUCCACAGGUAUACUGUGAAUGCUAUAAGGUGUACCCACACACUGUUUAAAAAUAGAGAGGGCCUUGACAGUCCUACACAAAGCUUCACAGCCAAGACCUCUCCGUUGAAAUGGUCUCAAGCCUUAUGACUCUUAUCCAAAACUUCAAUCACUGCUCCAUUCUCCUCCUCUUCCCUGCUCCUCCUCCCUACUCUUCCUCUCCUCCCUCUCCAGGGAAAGGAUUUUGCUUCUAUAAGUCUUCUAUCACACUGAAUAUUUCACAAAAGCACUUUUUUUCCUCCUCCAAGUAUACAUACACACACACUGCUGACUUUCUCACGGAAGUCUUCUCGCUUUUAUUCCCUCACGCUCUUCACAACUGUCAUCCUCCAAGCUUUGUCUUUUCCUCUCUCUUUCAUUUUUCCUCUCUUUCUUGUCAUCCUCAUCUCAAUCUUAUUUUUCCUCUUUGUCAGGCUACAGUGCUACUUUCUCCCUCUCUCUUCCUCUCCACUGUUAGGGAACCUCUUUGCUCUUUCCUGUCAAUUUUUUGAAACACAUCUCUACUUUCCUGCAUCCUCCGUUAUGAGAUUUACAGGAAUGCAUUAGACUUAUAAAGCCUUGAAAGGAUGAAGUCGACCUACAUUGUAAUCAAUACACUUUAUGUUGGGCUAAGCUUUCGUCUAGCUUUUUUCCAUGUGUAACAGAGCCUGUUUACCUCAUUCAAGAGUGAGAAGCUCAAAUACUUUUAUCAUGUCAGAUAAUAUACAAAAGUUACCUGUAUUGCCACCUUUUGGUCUUUAGCUUCUUUGCUAAUGUCUACAAUGUGCUCACCUGUCAGGCAAGUGUAGUUUCCAUUUUAUUAGCCACACUAGCUAACGUCAAGAACAUUAUGUUGUUAUUUAUGCUUACCUCAUUCAAAGGUGAGAAGCUCAAAUGCUUUCAUAAUGUGGUACUCAGAUAAUAUAUGAAAGUCACAUGUCAGUAUUGCCACCUUUAGGCCUUUAGCUUCCUUGCUAAUGGCUACAAUGCGCUCACUUGUCAGUCAAGGCUAGUUUACAUUUAAUUAGCCACACUGGCUAACACCAAGAACAUUGUGUGGUUAUUUAUUUCAAAGAAAGUGUAAGCUUUUUAAAGGGACAGUAACUUAUUUGAAGCAUCUCAGACAAAGAUAUUAAGAGUUUGUUGAGCUUGUUGUCAUGUAAAGCUGCUAAAAUGCUAAAAGAGGGAUGAUAGAAAGACCAUAAAUAAGCAUCACACCCCAUCUUUAACCAUAGCACUACAAAGCACUUUAUGAAAUUUCCAAUUGAGUUUGAGCCUUGUGUGUCUCAUAGUGUGAAUCUACCAAGUGUUUGUAAUCGUUUUUAUCUAAUUCCAAGCUAACAGUUAUAGUAGGUGGCGUGCUACUGUUGGCUGAUGUCUAACCAUAGCUAAUGAGUCAUCUAUUGUGUUCAUUUAUCUUGAUAUAUGACCAUGAUUUCUGUCUUCAACAAAUCAGAUAUAAAACUAUUAAAAACUGUCAGGAACUCUGAGUCGAUUUAACUUAAAAUCCUAAAAACUGUAACACUACAUUGCAGCAUUGAAGGUUAUUUUAGCUCCUCAACCAAAGUCUGCAAAGAGAGGAAAAUGAAUGCUGUGUGAAUACUUGUACUGUAAUUGGUGGUCAGGUCAGUUUAGCUUCUUUGCUGUGGUAUAUGCAUAACCAGAGUGGUUUUAUGCAGGACAAGCUGUACAGAUCCUCACUAUAGGGAUAAGCAGCUCGCUAAAGUGUAUGUAAUCAGAUAUGUUUUCCAGAGCAAUUUCUCAGCCAAAGUAAAUUUUCAUUGGUUGCAUCCCUAAUGUUAAAUGAGUCAGUGCAUCAAUGAAGAUUGCAUGGGAAUCUAACCCAGCGAUGAAUUAUUUAUGGGGUGUGCAGGAUGAGUCUAUUUGGUAGCUUAAGUGUGUGUGUGUACGUGUGUGUUUGUGAGUCCUGAAGAUUCAGUACCCCAGAGUUUUAAUAAUGUGCAUUUAGUCUCAAAAUUAGAUUCUUCAUUUUUUCGUCAUUGUUAGUCAGACCUUGCUUCCUGCCUGUGUGUUUUUGCGAUGCCUCUGAGGCUCCGUGAACAUAAUCACAUCUAAACAUCCUCCUGAAGCAUUUAGAGGAGUCUCAUACAGUAAACAGGUGUCACAACAACCACAAUGACUCGCACUGCCGUUUUCCCUGUUCUUCUUCUUCUUCUACUUCCUCUUCUCAUUUUCUCAAUGGUCUGAUUUUGAUGGCAUGCUUAUAAAUCAGACCAGUUAUAUUUGGACUAAAUAAUGCAGUUGGAGACAUUGGAAAGAAGCCCCAUUUGAGGACCUGGUUAAUAUUUCAUACAUAAAUUGAUACUGCAUAAAGCAUACUGUUGAUCUGCACAAAGGUCCAGAGUGUAUAGGCGCCUGCCAUAGCCUCAGGCUAAUUACACGAGAGUCUACACACUGUGCAUGCAAGACUGAACAGGAGCUGUGAAAUUGUAAUGUCAGCCUUUUUUUUUUUUUUUUGUCUAUUUGUGAGUAAUCAGAGAUGCAGACUAUAUCUGGAGUGUACCCACCAAACACCAUCAACACAUUUGUAAUCCUCUGGAAAAACACGGUGUAUGAGCUGUAAGACCUGCACAAUUUGGCAGGAUGAUGUGCAUUAAUAUUGAAAAUUUAAACACGGAGAGUGUUUUUUUUUUUAACUUCAGUUUGACAGAAACGAAGUGAACGAGUCAGUACAGCAUUGUUUGUUAUGUAACAUAAAGCUAAUCUCACAAAACCAGAUAAAAUGAGAAUGCAACUCAGACCACUGGCCACAAGUUAAAAAGAUUCCAACAGGGAGACAAUGAGAGGAGGAAAAAACUCUCAAAAUUCAGCUGAAAUUGGUUUUAAAUUAUGCAACGCAGAAGCACAAUGGUGGCGGUGAUGACUCUGGGUGUUUAAGAUCGUCCCCACUAAGUUAAAGUCCUUUUAUUAUGAACUUAGUGAUGCAUUGGCCCCUGUGAGCGCCAUCCUAAGAGUGACCUACAGCUUUCAAAGGUCUCCUCAGAUUAACAGUAAAUCUCCACUUAUCUUAAGUUACUUCCUGCAACAGAUGGAAUUCGUCGAUGACUUUCUGGAUGAAGCUUCUGGAAAUUGAAAUCCUUGAUGAGGAGCAGCAAUAAGCUAACUACUAGUGCGAAACGAUGGUUUGAAAGUAAUUCCCUGACCUGUGUAUGUGUAGAGAGGCACCAUCUGUGUAUGAUUACUGUGCGUGCCGCUGACAUGCCCAAACUGGCUCAUGCCCAUAAAAGCACUUGUUUCAUGUUCCUCUGCUUCUUUUUCUCCCUUUUCUGUCUCUUUCAUGCUUUUUGACUCAUCUUGUUCGCUGUCUCUCUCACUUUAAGAGUCCCAUGAGACCAGAUGACUUCACUUUCAUCCUUAAACUUGUGCUGGAGCAAGCUUGUUCUCACACAAACAUGCUGAGGUGCUGGUUCAAAAAUGCCAGGGCCCAUGAGAGUAGGGGGCUAGUAUCAGUAACUUGGAUAAAUGAUUUUAAAUUGAAAUUAAAUUGAAGUUGACAGCACUUUCAGUGAGAGAAAAAGAAAAUGAGUGCUACCCCCAGCAGAAAUACAGAUGAAGGUUUAACAGAUGAUGAAAUUAACACGAAAACAUCGGCGGUGUGGAGGUAUUUUGUUUUUUUGAGGUCGGACAUGUAGCAGAGUAAUGUGCACUGCAAAUUAUAUCGAGUACAUGUUCUCACAAAGCCAGGGAAUACCUCAAAUCUUUUUCCCCUCCUGAAGCAAUGCCAUGCAGCAGUGCAUGCACAAUGCAAAAGGUUACAAACCCUGAGUGGAGCAAGAAGUCCAUGGCGCCUGUGCAGCCGAAACAGCCGACCAUUCAGUCCUCUUUCUCAAGCGCAACGUCUUACAACAAAGCGUCGAAGAGACACAAAGACCUCACAGAUGCAGUUGCUUAUUGUAUUGCAGAAGACAUGCUACCAAUAAGCACUGUUAAAUUUCAUUUUUUUAUAUCAUGAUAUAUAUCAAUAUUGACUGAUAUGGAAAAAAUAUAUUGUGAUAAACUUUUUCCCAUAUCACCCAGCUCUACAUACCUACUCUGAACCAUAUGUAAGUCUGUGUGUGUAUGUGCAAUGGUAACAGCUGGGUCCUCAGUCCCUAUGAUGCUCCUGGCUCCUUUUUUUUUCUAAACCGACUGUGUUUGCACAAGUGUGUGAGUCCUUCAGGUGCCAGAAAACUGCGUACGUGAUGGGUAAAAGAAAAUCAACCACCUUUCAUAAAUUCAAGGCAACUCCGAGGGAAAUUUUAAUGAGCAGCCAAAUCAUAAUGAAAGAAAACAAAAGCUGUAUUGUUUUAGAGGUGGCAACAGGUGAAAGAACACUAAACUUUGUGAAUUUAAUCAUCAGUCAGCCUUGAGUUCCAACUCUGAAAAGUGGGAUUUUUUUUUUUUUAAAGGGGUUUAAAAUAAAUUAGUUUUCAACUCAAUGAAAAAUUUUGAAGGAUACUAUUAGCUGUUCUGGUUUUAUUUGUUCAACUGACAUAAACGAUGGGAUGUCAUUCAUAGGUUCAUAACAAACUGAGCCUUUAUUCUAAGCAAAUGUUGCUUCACCAUCUACAUUUACAGGCUAAUGCUGUCCAACAGGUAGCAGUGAAACAACAGAGCAUUAAAACAGCUGACAAUCACAGACUAAAACAAAGAAAUCAGAGUCUCCAGGAUGCAUCUUUUAUUGUCUUUUGUUUUGUUUUUGUCUUCUGAUGCAGUUGUGGAACAGUUCAGGUUUACAGCAUGUUGUCUUCCACACUCCCCGCUGAGGCUUCUAUCAGCCGAGGGUUUUUCUCCAGCUGCUGAAAGUAAGAAUAUGACUGACAGGUGUUGAGGGACGAGCAGGAAUAGACAAAAAUAAAAGAGAAUUCCUGUACUCUGUCGGCAUCAGGACGCUUUCACUCACAGGUGAGACCUUUAUCUGUGAUCUCGGGAAGCAGAGGUGUAACAGUGAAACCAAAAGAAGAGAGAGGGAGCACAGAUUUAUUUGCUGCCGCUGAUUACUUGAGAACAUCGGCUGUGUGUGGAGGUGCAGUGCUAGAGGGUUGUAUGACGGAGUGUCAGAGACUGCUUGUGUGUGUCUUUGUUUUGCAUGCAUGUGUGAGUGAAGGGGUGUAUGUGCCAAAACUGGGGUGCAAAUUGGGCUUCUCGGUAUGAGAUCUCGAGGCUCUUUGCUAGGUGUGUUCAAAAACCACGUUUGGCCACAAAGGGUUGAAUUAAUGCAGGUUUGAUCAAUUAAGGUACUCGAAUGUGCACAUGUGCAAGGACACGCAAACAUGCUUAGAGACAUACAGACACACAAAGUAUAAUGACUGUUGGGAAAGAAGGUUUUUUUUUUCCAGUUUAAUUUAUUCCCCUGAGAGUGCAAACCUAACAAAGAGACCAGUGGCUAAACACAUGUGCAUGUGCAUUUGAAUCUGCACAAAUGUGUGUGAGGGUGUGUAGGUGGAUCGUGGGUAGGUGCAUUAGUGGGUCUUUGCAUGUGCCCGUGUGUAUGUGCAUGUGUGUGUGUGACAGGGAAAAUGAACAGAGGUGUUAGUCUGUGCAUGUUUGUGACAGAGAGACGGAGUUCUCACUUCACAUGAGUGUUUCUCAGUCAUUUCUAAAAGUAGAUUAAGUGCAAGCAAAAGUGCCAACCUAACACACACACACACACACACACAUGCACAGAUUCACACACACACACACACACACACACACACACUAACAUAUUAAGUUGCUUGAUAAAAGCAGCAUCAGCCCCUGGAGGGACUUGCAUUUGAAGUCAUUGAUCCACUGUGUUCUUCCCUUGCGACUGUUUGUGCACACACUCUUCCUGUGCUGUACACUUCUGAGGAGGAAACCACUUGACAAAGACUCCUCUCCGCACUGACCCCCCUGGUAACAAACACACAUGUAUAACACAUACUCUCACACACUCAUAGAAACAGCCCUUGGCUUUCUACAGUGCUUCCCCUGUGUAUUACACAUCAUCUGAAUGUUUUAUACACUCUCACACUUCUGAAACAUUAGCAGUGUUUCCUCCUCCUCUGUGUCCUCUCUCAUGUCUGCCGAAAGCGUUUAUGUUGCAUUCGGUGAGGUGUGCGUGUGACAGGAGUCGACAGGAGCCAUUUAAUUCAGUGGUUUUUAUGUUUUACACGUGAGCCGUGUGCGAUGCAGCCCUGUCUGCCUGGCGUGGCAAUUUUUUUCUGCACCACAAACUUUUCGUAUAUAGUCAAUUUUUCCUGAUCUGCAUGCAUGAGCAAAGUGCAAAAAACUGUCUGUUUAUUUAUUUAUUUAUUUAUUGCUUUGCUCAGUUAAAUGUGGGAUUUACACUGUACUUGUUCACAAAAGAGAGGUAUGGAAAAACAAUAUUGUUGUUCCAAUGCUUUGAGAUGCUAUACAGGUUCAUCAGGAUGAAAAGGAACACUAUAUUGUCUUAAGGCUGAGUAAAGCACAACCUAAAAAUAUCUAAUAUCACUGAAAGUGAUCUUUAUUUUUCUGAAUGACUGUGCAUAGAUGUCUGAAUAAUAUCCAAAAAUGUCAGCCAAUCAUGGUAAUUCAAUAAAGUCUGCUUGGGGGAUUCUUCUGGAUCCCUGUUUCUUUCUGGCAUAUCUCUUAUACAGGCAUUCUGUGUCGAGCCAAGUCAAGUUAGAUUUUAUUUAUACAGUUCAAAACCCACAAAUCACAGUUUUCCUCUGGGGUUUUUCUAUCUGCAUAGCAUGUGUGACACCCUUAGGAAGAGCCACAAAGGAAGCACCCCUUUGCCCCAAGUGGACACAUACACAACAGAAUUUGCACGUACAGUCAAGAGAAGAUUAACAUAAUCACAAUGUAUUCAAAUUCGGAUAUUUAAAUCAUUACAGAAUCUAACUGAACUAUCUAGUCAGGGAAGUUCACUAGUAGGGCUGGGCAAUAAACUGAAAAUUUAACAAUAUCAAAAUUUAUGACAAUUACCAAUGUUAUUUUGCCCAUGUCAAUAUAUUUGGUGUCAAAAAAUUAAAUAAAUAAACAUUGGUUUUUGAUGUGUGUAGGUAGGCUAUGGUCUCAUGUCCCUUUAAGACGCUGUCCUAUGUUGGAGAUGUGACUUCACCCCACCCAGUCCCUAACAAAGAGGGAAGGACAGGUGAGGAGAUGAAGGACAGUUCAAAAGUUGUAGCAGCUGGAGUCGACGAAGUUAAUGUGGGAGGGGAUGAGCAGCUUGUAGAGUAGUUAUCUUCCUUUUAUAGUUAUCGAGGUGAAGUGCUCAAUAUAUCGUGAUAUUGAUUUGAGGCCAUAUCGCCAAGCCCUAUUCACAAGUUCUUUCACAUAAUGGCGUAAAGAAAAUGGCGGCUCAUAGGUUAAAAAAAAGGGGCAAGUCAGCGGUGAAUAUUGUGUUUUCAGUUUUAUGUACAAUAUCAUGACAAUAAUGAUGAUUAAAAAACAACAAUAAAAGCAAUGUAGUGCAGAACCAUGGUCUGGGGGGGGGGCUCUCUCUUCUGUCCGAGAGGUGAUCCUGUGUGCAAAGAUCAGUCAAGAACCCACCAGCACAUAGAGAGCUGCACUAUUGCCCACUGGGGAUCCCACAAGCCGACAAAGAAAACUGACCCAUUAAUUUAAUUAAACCCAGCCUUGUACUGGCAAUAUUUACUGUUAGUCUUGCUUCAGGCAGAAUCACACAAUCCUCUGAGGGCCCAUGUACUCACAGCCCAAAAAUGAUUUGUGCUUUUCAUUUAUAGGAUGUGGGCCCAGGAAGUGUUACACCUGUACUAUGUUGUACAAUACAAUACAAUGUAAUAGCUUUAGUAUGUUAUUGAAUACUCCCAAUCCCUUCCCAUUGUAAUGGAUUUGGGUGUCAUGUUUGCUGCUUUACCUUUUUACUUCCACAUGAGGCUCAUACUUAAGUUGUCAUCAUCAGAAGUAUAUGAUGAAAUCACAUCUGCACCAAGGUGAUAAAAGCUGGAGAGACACAGUGAAUGUCUGGAACAAAGUGGCUCAAAAGUAGGCUGAGUUAACUAACAGCUGAGGUGGAGUUAUGAUACUGGUUAAGAUUAUGGUUGAGCUGCCAAGAAAUAUGGUUUCACAGAGUGGUAUGUAUGAAGAUGGUGAGUCCAGAGAGACAGCUGCAGAAUGGUGACAGCUGAAUCUCACAGUGGUCCUCAGUGGCCUGUGAGUAAGUGGGUGAGUCUCUAAAAAAUGGAUCAACAGUGUGCCCAGGGUUGUCCUAUAUUUGGAGCAGUAUAGUCACUGGUACACUGGAACAGAAAACCCAUUUGUUUUGCAUUGGGUCUUGUCUGAUUGUCUGAUUGUCUGAUUGUCUGACCCCUUGAAAACUACACAGCCACAUCAUCAUGCUCAUUACACAGCUACUUGAUAAGUUAACACUAAAUAACUAGUAGUAUCUAAACAUGGUUUUAUUGAUUUGAAAUACAGGUAAAAGAGCAGAUUCUCAUGGUUUAUACUCAGUUGUGCUGUCAUAACAUUAUUUUUGGGCCUAGUUAACAUUAAAUUUAUCAUUUUCUUUUAUAUCCAAGUCAAAAUAUACCCCUGCUUUACUGUUAUGAAUCAUGUUAAACUAAAUUUAAAGUGACAACGCCAGUGUUUUUCCACAUUACAAGGUUGACCCUGCAGUCACCUCCAGAAUUUGUGACUCUGAACCAAAAGAAGACCCAGAUGCAGACUCACAGGUGGGCAGAUUUAAAGUCUGUUUAUUCCAAAGAGUCGGUACGCAGGAUCCAAAAAAAGCAAGACAGAGGUAUCCAAAUGAACAGGCAAGAGGCUAAGUCAAACAAUACUGAAAAGAGGUCAAAACACUGAGGCAAACAUUAGAAAUAUAUGCUGGAACUCUGACACUGAGUUUAAAUACACCAAGGCAGUGGAGUUAACGAGACACAGGUGAGACUCGUCAGGGUAAUCAGGGGAGCAGGUUACACAAGGAGGAGGAAGUCAAUGGACCUGAAACAAGAGACAAGGUUGAGUAUUAAAAAAAAACAGGAAACACAAGACAAGAAAUAUGAGGAAUGAAAAAAAAAAACUCAACUAAUCAGGAGAUGUGACAGAAUUAUCGUCUGUUGGUUUUCAAUCAGAGUUAGGUAUUUAACACAGCCAGGUGAUCAGUAAGAAAGGAGCAUAAUAACAGGAAGGUAAUUCACCUCUUUGGUUCAGAGUUAAUGCUCGAACUACCAAGGCAGUCAUUUUGACUGCUUUCAAAAUUAUCAAUGUCAUAAAUUUUUUUAAAGAAAACCUAUACACCAGUCGUACCCCAACUUUUCCUAAAUGUGUGUAUAUUUUAUUCUAACAUUGUUUUAUCAUUUAAAUUUCAAAACACAAAAGAGAUCUGAGUACCUCGAACUACCAGAGCAGUCAAAUUGACAAAGGGUGUUAUAUUUCACUAUUUGCUACAUUUUCCCGCUCUUUCUCCUGCUUGAUUGUUUGUUUUAUACUUUAAGCUCUGUGACGCUAAAAUCUUGAUAAAACUUUGCUCAAAACUCAAGAGACUCAGAAAUGACAAGUAGAAGAAAAAUGACAAGUAUGGAGGCUUUAGCCUUGCUCCAGAGCCUUGAUGGGGAGGAAUCUGAUGGAUGAGCAAGUUCAGGGAAUGAUGUGUCUUGGUAUUUUGAGGAAGGUUUUUAGAAAUCUGAUUCAUUAUAAUUUUCAUUUUGUGUAUUGAUGUGUUUUUUUAUCUAUUCCACCAAUUUAUUAUUAGUUUUCAUUGUUGAUUAUCCAAAUUAGACUGAGUGUUAAAUAUCUUCUCAGUCACAUAUUGGCAUAAAAUAUGUCAGAGAAUACUUUAGUGUCUAACUUUUUCUUUGGCGCCACUUUUAGGCAGGCAUUUGUUUUAGUAUGUCUCAGCAAAUCAUGUUGAGUUUUACACCAGCAUUAGACAGCUUUAUUUGAUUUUUAUUUUACAUGGAGGCUAUGUUUAAAUAUUAAGGUAGCCAUUCAGGAAGGCUGAACCUCCAGGCUCCUGUCCUCAUAUCUCUCAGGUCCCGGGCAAACCUUGAAAAAGAAACUUGGAAUGCACAGGAUAGAGCGUGUAAAACAAUGUUGAAACAGCUGGAAGCUUUUUGAUAGAUUAAUCCUAAGUAGAGAAAGAGCAAGCUAGUGCUUUUGUUCAUAAGUAUUUUUACACUUUGCCACACUUACCAGAGAGAAAUGCUCCCAAUGUGUAAAGCGUGGACAUGCUUUAUGCAGUAGAUUUACAUAAGAUAUUUAUGAUUGUCUUCCUUUUCUCCUCUUAUAAUACCCCGCUCAACCCAAAAAUCCCCCCACCACCACUUUCCUCCACUCUAGCUUGCUUUCACGCAGAGCUCUGAUUCUCAAAUUUGAUUUUCACUGAACUCAGAGAGUAAGUGUUUGUAGCUGCCUCCGUGCGUGCAUUUUUGAAAUGUAUAUCCAGCUUAUUCGCAUAUCCUUCAGUUAAGUCAAAAAGUUGCUUCUGCACAAACAUACACACACACACACAAGCAUGCACUAGCCAUCAUUCACUCUGUGUACUGUGUCCAUUCAGUGUGUAUGUGUGUGCCUGCGGGUCUCGCCUCAAGCUAUUCUGGUCUCGGAAGCAGCAAGCCUGUCAGCCAGACAUUGCAUCAUUCUACGUAAGCAGCAGACACACACAUGCACAUACAUACACACAUGUCAAACAAAAAGACAAGGUACUCUGUGGCUCUUUCUCCCUGAGGACGCACUUACUGUGCAAGACCUGCACAGAUCCACUCUCCUAAUGAGGGGACAGGAAACAGAGGACACACAGGAGGGGUGAAGGAGCAGGGAGACAGUGAGAGGUUAGGAAAGAAGUGGAGUGAAGUUUCUAAAGCUGUGUAAGCAUAUUCUGUACGAGAGGAGAUGCAUUUCUGUACAUCUUCUAUGGGUCUGCAUUUGGGUUCAUCCUUCUCCCCACUUCACAUAUGGGCAGCUGUGUUGAAUUUUCAUUGAAGUGUUUCCUUAUUAAGCCUGUUUCUGGUUUUGUGUUUGCCUUGCAGUCACACACACACCAUGUCUCAAUCCCUUUCCCACACAAAUACACACUUGCCUUACAUGAGAGCUGCUAUGUGAGCAAUUAGGGAAUUAGUGUUUGUGACAAGCUAUGGGGAAUUACCCCAUACAGAAGAAGAGGGAGAUGUAAUGGAUAUCAUUGCAUGCACUCAGAUAGAUGCAUGUAGUGUCCAUUCGAUGAUAUCUUUGCAUGCCUUUCUCUUAAUACUUCAAGUUUAGCGUGAGAGUGUGGGUAUUUAGAGCGGUAAUCCAUUCACGCUUGUUCCUUGUCUCACAUUUGAUUUUUAACAAGCGCAAAAAUGCUGGUAAUUGGCCCUUCAUCUGCUACUCCCCUUCAUCUCCCUCAGAUCUUCUCUCCUGUGUAUUCAGUCAUGUCCUCACAACUCUUUUAUUUGUCCCACUUUCACGUCACAGCAUCCUGAUAAGGCCUGGGACCAACCUCGGGCUGCUGCAUGCUCUGCCAAAUAUCAAACACACACUUGUCAGCACAGGCAAUGAGCUCAGCAGGAACUGGUGCACUGAUUUCUGUUUAAUGCCGUUAUGAGCGUACUGGAAAUCAGUUUUUCAGUUAGAAAGAUAUGAAUGAGAAUAUGAUGGGGCUUUCAGCCUCCCUCGUAAAAUGUAUUGUGUUAUUAUUUCCUAAUUACACUCAGAGAAAUUCUUUCAUUAGGUUGUGAGUUGAGUGAAAUUUCCUCUGAAAAAUUUCUUGCUGCGCAAAAAGUCAAUUUCGGUCGCUUAUAUUUUUUGUGCUAAGUCAAGCAAAUUGUGGAUGGUCUUGACUGAUCAAUAUGGAGCAGGCUGCAUCUGUCAUGUCUUGUUAUACACAGAUGAAAAGGCACACACUGGUUUGCACGCAAGAAACAGACUAAGGGUUACAAAGGUAAGAGGGAAAUAUAAGGAUAUGUGAUAGUCAUUAUUGCUAAUCUUAUUAAAGGUAGCUAACCUGAUGUUAAUGAUGGGCUUAAUUACACCUAAGAGCAAUUCUGGGAAAAAGGAAAUUUUCUGACAUUGUACAGUAGGCAGGUCUGAGUGUCUCUUUAAUGUAUUACUCUAAUUUAAUUGCUCUUUAUGCCACAAACACGCACACACACACACACGUUUAGAGGCAAGUGGGACAUUAGCGGUAAUGUCAUUGGGAAUCCUUUUUUUUUUCAAGUGUUCCCUUCAGAUGUUCACAAAACCUCAUGUUUCCCACUCUCCUCUUUAGUAAAGCAUUAGCAUAUUUGUAAUCACCUUUUGGAUGAAGCCCCAAAUGCAAUAGCAGCUUAAAAAAAAGGGGCAGGGACCAGAGAGGGACGAAGGAAACAAAAACUUUUUAAUUUAAUGAUCCAGCUGUCCUGAUAAAUUGUAAAAUUGUACACCAAAAUAGUGAAGCGGUGUAUUGUUGGUUUUGGAGUUAUAGUUUUGUUCAUUUUCAAAACAGUGAGGUGAACAUACUGUUACGUAUCUCUAGAAAGCUCCAGAUGUCGAUCCAUCUGUCCUCAGAGCUACAGCAGAUUCCUCAGAUAAGUUGUGCUCAACAUCAGCUGGUAUGAUUUUAUGGCUAAUGUGCAGUUGAGAUAUAAUUUUAUGGCAGGGCUUUACAACUUUGACAUGUUUAAACUCUGUGUUGUCAACAAUUGAAUAAGGUCUGACUUAAAAAAAAAACUCCUGUAGUAUUUGCCAUCACUCUUUCCAACUCAGAAUUACCCGAAAAAAGCUGUUUAAAUGCCAGAUACCAGAUUUCAGUACCUACGGGCACUGUAUUGGGAGUCCAAACAUUUUGGUGGGAUUACUAGUACCUUUACACCCCGAGUUGAGAGUAAAAUUGAAGAAUUUAUUAACAAGAAAACAACAUUUGUUACAAUGGUUUUAUGGCAUUUUCUGAAACAACUAAACCUAAGCAUUAAACCAAGUUUUAGCUCACAGUAUUGCUAGUCAGCACAGUAGGGCUAAUGAUAGCUAGCUAACAGUUUUGUUAGAUGUUUAUGCCUUUCUAAAUGCUUUGUAUUGAUAAAUCAGGUGUUAGCAAAGGAGCGGUUUAUGCUAACGUUAGCUCUUGUCUAAAGAUAGCUAAUGCUGAGUCAACAUAAAUGUCUCGUUAGCUUUGAAUAUUGCUUAGUCACCGAUGAGUUUUUCCUCAUAGAUCCUAUUAUGAGUCUAACCCCCAAUUUCCACUGCAUCCGGGAUGGCCACGAAAAGGCUGUAUCCGCCAAAUCAUAACCAUUCAAGCCAAUGUGUCCAUUUCCACCAGAUUCUUUUCGUUCCGCUGUGGAUCGCUGGAAUCCACAGCUGAUUGCAAGAGUUCUAUUUUUUCCUGACACCAAAGCAUGCCAGAUAAAUUUGGCACAGAUUAACCCAUGCUGGACAGGAAGUCGGGCACAGAAACAAAAUAAAACAUCCGGCUUCUUUUCAAAAUAAAAUACUCCGUGUUUCUGGUGGAUUGUAUCUCACACCAUGCAAACAGGCGGGGACCAACAAGUGAAAGGUUUAUAGACAGCAUUUUACCCCAAUGACACCAUGGAUUAGAGGAUGCUGAUUUUAUAAGUCUAGAAGUAGAUUUCCUUCUCUGGAAGGACACAAUCUUCUGCUUAUAUAAUUAGCCUACGUGGCUAGAGACAACUUGUUAUCACGCAACUGCACUUGAAUCUGUGGGAUCUUGUGAGUUCUCUGGAAUCUUGCUGUCCGUAAUCCAUCGCGAAAUUUGCCUCACAAAGAGACAAACUGUAGGAAUUGGCGGAUGGCAAAAAUUGCCACCAUUCUGGAUCAGAACCAUUCCGGAUGCAGUGAAAAUUGGGGGUAACAGUGCUGUGACCCAGCUCUGCCAUCAUGCUUUUUAAUUUUCAUAUUGAUCCUGCAACAGGAUCAUAAAUGUGUUUAAGAUAUUUCGUAAAGUUACAGUGUUGUGGAUACAUGAGCACUAAACACUCAGCAGGAGCUUCACACACACACACACAGCACUGUUCCACUCUACCUGCUCCAGUGGCUCACGUUGAUUUCAUGUCACCUCGAUUUCGACCACGUCUUUUGAAACCCAGAUGUUAACAGAGGCAUGAAAAUUGCCUCUUGACCUGGCAAUGUAAAAAUGGUGAUUGUCCACUCAAUCGCAGGUCAGUCAAGAACUUGUGGGACACAACUAGCAAACAAAACCACGACACUAAAACAUUUGAGCUUCCCACUUUCUUUAUAGUGUGUUGUGACAUGCUCACAUUAGCAGGAGACAGAUAUGUGUCACUGUUAUGCAAGGACACUCUCACUGUAUAGUGAUCCGUUCUGAGCUGUGUGAUGUGUGUGCCUACAUAAUAGAGGUAGGUGCACAGUUGUGUGUUAAGUCUGUGUGUGCGUCUAUGUCAGAUGGUCGAGUUCUCAUGGGGCCUGACAUGCGAAGCCUGUCAUCUCUUGUUCACACAGGCAGAAGUAACCUGAGGUCAGCUGCAGACCCUCUGCUGCUCUGACUCCUCUCCUGAGGCAAACACUGACACACACACACACACUGACACAACACACACCCAUACUCAUCUUCUUGUUAAUGUUGUUGUUUAUCUUAUCAAACUGUGGAUUGAGUAACACCUCUUUACAAGGCCGAUGCUGCACCAUUAAUCACAUUGAGCUGCUAGCAGGAUUUGGUGAUGGUAGUGACACUGUUUUCGAUUUAGACGCCACGUUGUUCUGCAUCAGUCUAACAAGGACACGCUGACACAUCCAACAACUUGAUUGACAACAUAGAAAGAUUCUGUGAAAGCAGCUUUGCACUGAAAUUAUUGAAAUAUUUACAUAGCGUACAUUGACUCUUAAAUCAGCUUUCAUCAAGGCAGCUCCUCACACAGAACAUAGACCUUCUGUCAUGGGCUUUGUUUCAUCAGUGUAUCAUUCUCUGUGCAUAUGUAUGUGGUGAUGAGCUGCAAAAUGCACCAUUUUUCUGCCCUUUUUUUUUCUUCUUGUCGGACUGAGUUCAGUCUUAACAGGGUAGGAUUGCAGAGGAGAUGAGUGCCAGCAAAUAGCAGAUUUUCUCAGAAUAACCUUGACGCCAAGAACCUCUGAAACACUUCCCCUCAGAGCUGAUAAAAAGAGAUUCUUUUCCAUUUGAUUCAUUUUGGAGCCAUGCACACAGCACUUGUGAACAAGCACACAGACACACUCUAGACGCGGAGACGUGCGCAAGCCAUUUGAGUUAAGGUGCUGAAGAUAAAGUGUGAUGUCUCGGAUACAGAAGUGUGCCAUCCCACCUGUUCCUGUGUGUUCAUGUGUGCACUUAUAGGCAUGCAUUUCAGAGCCAUAUAGAGGAUGUACAUCAAACCGUUGACGAUUCUGCAUGUAUACUGGCAGAAUUCAAUCCAUAUUCAUAAGGUUAUACAUAUUUUUACAUUUCUCUAUGCCAAGUUUGUGUGGUUUAAAAGUGAACACAGAACAAAACUUAAUUUCUUAUUCCAGUUUUGGGUAUAAUUUGAUGAAAAUAGUUAAAAAUACUUCUCAUUUUCUAACAUAGAUGUUAAGCAGCUCCCUCAAAGGAGCACUGAUCUCAGAUUUUACUCUAUAUCUGCAAAUAGUGCAGAUAGAACAUGAGUGGUAUAAUCCAAAGCUUAGUUUGAACUCUGUUUAAAUCUGAAGGUUGACCUUUCCUCUAUGUCAAAGCACGUGGAAGCCCCCUUUAUGACCCCUUGGAAGUGUGUACUUUUUGAGUGUUUAUCCUGAAAUGUGUUUUUAUAGCACUAAAAAUGGCUCAUCUUCUGUUGGUGGGGGGGAUACUACAUCAUCUCAGACAACAAUACAUUCACAAUCAAAUUACCUGCUCGAUCAAUGACAGUUUCACUUUGGACCAACAAUGAGAAUAAAUGAAGUAAGGCACAAAUGGGACACAGGAUGCUCCAUCAUCUCUGCGUAGCAUGAGUUAGCAGAUUAUUGUGGGUUUAAGCUCUAAAAUGAUCAGAUAACAGAAAAGGAUCACAAGCAUGAGUGCAGAAAUCUAAAGACCAUGUUUGCAGAGGGUCAGUUUCUGCUUAUGUUGUUAAGCACACUCUAAGCACAGUGUUGCAUUACGCUGUAAUUUGCUCUUUUUAUCACUGUUAAUGUAUUUUCCCCAAUAACACGCAUUUAUGCAAAAUGGUUUAUAUAAAAAAUUUUGCAGAGGUUGCGCAGUCAGCAUGCCUCCAAGUGAUUUUUUUCUUUGGGGACAGCCCUUUAUACUCUCAUAAACACCAGAUUAUCACACAAAUACCUGUCAUCGCUUACCUACAUGCACCCACAUCCACAAACACACGCAGUUUCACCUGUGCGAAUGUUAAAACAGACACACAAAGACUUGCAAAGAUGUGAGGUUGAGAAGUACUCUCUUUCUCUGCCUCUGCAGUUCUGUGUUUUACACUUUGUUCUCAUGUACACUAUUUUCUCCCUCCACCUUUUCACUUAGUCACAGCAUACCUUUCUGUUCCCAGCAUUUCUCACCUCUUUCCUUAUCUGCCAUCUUUUCCACUCUUUCCCUUUACAUCUCCUUUCUUCUCAUAUCGCCUCCUACUCUCUGUCAACCUCAAGGUUCGUACUGACUCAGUGUUCUCUAGGUAUGGUGUUUUUUAAAUUCAUCGGGUUUUGUUAAGGGUGAAAAACAAUCGCAAAUAAAAGAAAAAGGACAAACAUAUAACUCAAAGAAAGGACCGGCCCUAAAAUUAUCUUCCUAGUCUUAAAAAUGAGAGUUGGCUCAUCUAAAAUUCUGCUAAUGUUGUAAAGCAGCUGCAGGAGGAGGCUGAGUUUGAUUCUGUUUUCCUCAACUCUGGCCAACGGGCAUUACUGAGGUUUUUAAAAUCAACUGUGGUCCGUUUUGAGCUUUGAAACACCCAUAAGGGUGGAUGUAACAGCAGAGAUUUUCAGCAGUGUCUCUUUUAAGUUGGAGAGUAUAGUGGCCAGCAGGAACCAAAUUUCAGAACAGUAAAAAACCCACAAACUGUGUUGAACUACAACACUCAAAAAAUGAACAUUUGGAAGAAGUAACUGGUGCAUGUUUCUGCUGACCUUUAUUGGCAUGAAUGACAUUUUGUGCUUGUUUUUUGGUGCUGUAGUUCAGUCAGGAUGCUCUUUUCCUGUGCACCUUUUGCAUCUACCCAGCAUCACCUUCACUGUCCUGGGAAUGAUGUUGUGCUUACAUAAUCUUCUUGCAAAACAAGGCCUUUUCAAUCCAAUGCUAAAUUCCCCCCCUUGCCUCACAUGAAAACGCACACAUAAACACACAUGUGCACACACAAACGCUUCCACUCCUAUUUGCACAUGUGGCGUUUUCGCCUCCACCUUUCCCCUUGCUCAAAAACAUAUAUAUGCACACACAUACACACACAGUACAUCCAAGCACUCUGGAUUAGGGGUACAGAUUAGAGAUUAGGGCCAGGGCUGGGAUUACACAGUACUCUCCAGCCCCGCCUCCAUGGUAGAACUAAAACACACAGAUAGAUAGAUGGAUAGAGAGAGAGAGAGGGAGAGAAAGAGGCAAGAUAUGACAUCAUUGAUAUUCUCUCCAUAAUCCUAAAUUGGCACCCGCAAAUUAUCGAGGAUUUCUUUUGUCUUUCCGGUUUUAGCAUUCAUACAAUUUUCUCUAUUUUCUUACAUCUACCCAACCCCCCUCUGUCUUCCCUUCCCUCACAUUCAUCAACGCUUCCUCUCAUUCCCUAUCCUAUCGCAUAAUUCCUGACUUGGUCAAUUUCACAGAUUUUCCUCAAUGAGAUCUCAAACUCCCACAGAGACAGAAGAUAAACAGUAGGUUGAAAUCUGCACUUUAAGGGGCUGUCAAGAAAAAAAAACUGCGGAAAAGAAUGAUCCAGCUUGGUGGAGGUUUUUUUUGUUGUUGUUGUUGGGUGCUUGGAGGAAGAGAAGGAUCUCAAAGACGAAUGGCAGAAGCUUCCAGGGAAUGUGUCUCCUACAGUAGAUGGAGUGUUCACGGAUGUGGGUGAGGAUAGCCUGAGGACUGUGCUAAGACGGUUUAUCGACUGCUGAUUCACAAUCUGGAUCCUUGAGUUUUCUACCUUGGCGUUUGGGACCUCCUUUGGGGUCACAUGCUGUUUUAGUCAAGAAAAGACUGUGAUGGUAUUUAUAGAGUUCAUAAUCAUUAAUGGAUGCUGUGUUUUGCUUGCCCUAGACUUUUUACUAUGAGGUUGUGAGUGUUUUGGAUGUUCAAAAGGUCAUGAACUUGUGAUCCAGAUCCAACACACUCACAGAAACAGACUACAAACAAACUCAAUCUCUUUUUUCCUGUCAUUAAAACCCAGUACUCUCUGUGCUACUCGAGUCUCCAGUGAUUGCAGAAGAUGCCAGCUGCUUUAGGGACACAGGGACAUUGCCCUUUAUAAAUAAAGUUUAACUUGAACUUGACAGACGUUGCACAGAAUCUGCAGACUUUAGCAGAGUGGGGAGAAGCUUAGGGGGUAGCUUAGUAUCUGUUGACAAGGCUGGCAUGCAACCAGGCAGCCAGAAGCGUUAGUAUCCAGAUUCGUUCAUGAGUUGACUUGGCUGUAGCCGCGGUUCUCCAACGUUCGGUUUCUUUUCAAGGCUAAUAGUCGUGGCACUCCCACUGUGCUUUACUUGAAGCACUGUGGGCUUUCAUCAUGUUUCAUCAGUACCUCUUUUCCUCUUUAACAUGCCUGUCCAUGCUGCUCUCACAUCCCUUUGUCUAUACCUAAAGGUGUUAUCAAAAUAGUUCAUGCUUUACUUUUCCUCUUACUGGUGCGAUGAUUGAAAUCUUUCCCCAACUCUACUCUCUAUUGAUUCCUACUUGGAAAAUUACAUGAUUUUAACUUAACACACACACACUUUUUUCUCUGUUUUCUUUACAGGUGAAUGCCGUCAUGCCAUUUGGGUGCCUUGCCCUGCGAGAUGGGCGGAAUUAUGAUAGCAUGUCUGAUGUCACAGACAAAUAUGAGAUUGGACAGGUUCUCAGAGCGUGAGUAUCAUACAGCUUUGUGCAUUGUUUUUCCCUCUAUCUAGUAUGUACAAUUCAUAAGCACAUGCCAUUACCCGCUAAUGUUCUUUGUUCACUCCAUGAAUUAUUUCAAAUUCAGUUACAUCCAUUUCCCCUGCAGAUUUGGUUUGGUAUCUCAAACUGUUUCACUGAAAGAGAAGAAAAAGGCAAAGCAUUAUAGCAUGAGGCUGCUGUGUAUCACACUGCUCUCCAUUCUGAAAAAAAAACAAUUGUCUGAAUAUUUCAGAUCAGUUCACAAGACACACUGAUGGACAUAUUUUUGAAGGGCGCUGAAAUUCACACCCCUGCUUGACUGAGAGGAAGCUUGCCAUUUUUUAUUUUUUUCUUUAAACACCACCUCUCACUGACAGAUUAAGGCACACACACACACACACACACACACACACACACACACACACACACACACACACACACACACACACACACACACACACACACACACACACACAGAAAUACACACAAACACACAAACACUGAUCAGAGUGAAAGGCCAUAUGGCAACAUUAGCAUCUAGGCUGAGAGAUAUCUGCCCUUCUUUUAUGUAACAUGCACACACAUGCGCACAUACACAGGCACACACGCACUCAUACACACACACAACUCAUUACCUCAUAAUUAAAAGUGUACAUAUGCGUAAUACUUGCCCAAAGAAAAAAAGAACAAACAAACAAACAAACAAAAGCAGGAGAGAAAGAAAGAAAGAAAGAAAGAAAGAAAGAAAGAAAGAAAGAAAGAAAGAAAGAAAAUGAGCAUCGUUAAAUAUCAUUAUUUAUUGGGCAUGAAAGUUUUAAUUUGACCGGUAGCUUAAUGUCGCAUUACUUGGAGUCUUAAAUUCCAUUUGUGUGAAAAACUGCACGCCUCAAAUGCCCAGCCGAUGGCUGCAGUAAACCCAUUCCAGAUUUGUUUUUAUGACCUUUUUAUUCCAGCCACUGUCUCUCCACCCUAUUACAUUCUUUCUCAGUAUUUCAUCAAAACACAGAGCACACUUUCUCCCUCAUUUGAAUAUUAUGCUGUCUCCCAGUAAAAUCCAUUGUUUUUGUGCUCUAACUAACAUUUUAAUUCACCUUUUGUGCCUUUUCUUUAUUUCUCUCUCUGUCUGUCUGUCUCUAUUUUUCUGGUCUUCCUGCGUAGGAAGGAGUUCUGCGAGCUCUGCCUGGCUAAGGACCGACAGACAGACAAGGUGUUUGUCUGUAAGAAAUUCCUCAAGAAAGACGGCAGAAAAGUCCGCAAGGCUGCCAAGAACGAGAUCAUGAUCCUGAAAUUGUACGCAGUCAGUUGGUGGUUGGAUGCAUGAUUGAUGAUUGAAUGAAAGGAUGUUUGAUAUUCAUCUCUGUCCAUAUCUACAGGCACAUGUAAUAAGUUCAGGUGUUUGUAGUUCUUUUAUGGCAUUGGUUUUGAAGCUAUAGAGACUUACGCCUACCUGUUUUCUGUUCAAUAGCUAGCAUUAAGCAUGUGGGACCCUAUCCCUUUCAGUCUGUGACCCUUUUAACUUCUCCAUUCCAGAGUCAACCAUCCAAACAUCCUUCAGCUGAUAGACACAUUCGAGACCCGAAAAGAAUACUUCAUCAUCCAGGAACUGUGAGUGUUUCUUUUCUAGUCUUGUUUUACUGUUUAUCUUACCUGUGUAAGCAUUCUCGACAAAGUGUCCCUCUGUGUGGGUCUUAAUUGCAUAUGUGCCAUCAUGUAGGCCUAUCUCAACACACAAAUCCAUUAGCUCGAGGAUAGAGCUGAGUCUACUUUCAUAUCCUUUCAUGCCCUGGUGCUCCCCACAGCAACAGAGGAAGGUGUUAAAUUUUAUGAGAUAUUUGUUCUUAGCAAUACUCAACAUUACUCAGUGCUCCUGAAGCACUACUUUGCCAUAAUAAGGUCUCUACUGAGAGCUCAGGAUCAAUAAAGCUGAGCGGCAACCAAUCCGAAUGCCAUUUUCAGCAUUUGUAACUUUAUCUGGAAGCAAUAAAACUGAUAGAAGCUGAGUGGACGGGAUAUUUUUCUUCUGUUGCCGAUAUUCAGAGAGACAGACUGCGUUCAAAUUGGUUGCAGCGUGCGUCAAUCUGUUUAUUUGCCGGUGUCUGUUCAUAACUCACACGUCUGCCCAGGCAAUAGUUCUCCUGCUGCGGGCGAUAUGUGUUUAUCACACCCAUCGUUUACACGGGCUGCAGCGUUAACCAAGUCUGUUAGAGUAAUGACCAAUAGACUAACUUUUAAUUGCUCAGGAGAGCUAGCUUGAGGCUCGUAGAAGCAGAUUGCUUUGCUAAUGGACAAAAUGAGUAGAGCAGAGGGCUUUUGAUAACCAUGUUAUUGGAAGCUUUAAGUGAACAAUUGCGGUGCAACAUGUGGUUAACAGCCCCAGCAACCUGCAUUCAUUUCUAUCAGUGUACUUGGCAACACUUGCAGUGAUGUUUUCCCACUUGUGUGUGUGUUGGACUCCACACAGUGCCACAGGAGGGGACGUAUUCGACUGGAUUUUGGACCAAGGGAAUUACACGGAAAGGGAUGCCUCCAAUGUCAUCAGACAAGUCCUGGAGGCUGUAGCGUAUCUACACUCCCUCAACAUAGUUCACAGAAACUUAAAGGUAGACUCAAUCAAGGGUUUUCUUUCCCCACAUUACAGCAGGUGUAUGAUUGCAGCCAGUGCCAUUACAGUCAAACAGGAGACAGAGUGGCAACUUACUUCUCCAGAUACAGGAAGAUAAUACAACAAUACAUUUUUUAGAGUGAGUUGUCUUUAUCACCAUCACACCUAAGAAGGUAAUUUCCAGUAUAUAAUCUGCAGAAUCUCCACGGAGACAUUAAAGCGAUGCAUACAUUAGCAUCUCACUUAAUGACUCAACAUUUGAUAACAUUUUUAGCAGGGGAGUACACACUGGCUUUAUUGCUUAAUCCAAUCUCUGGUGAUGCAUGUAUAUGCAGACUGAUUCAUAUCUUUGUCCUUCAUUAGCAACCCAUUAGGAUGCCAUUACGGCAUCUCUUGGGCUUCAUACUCCCUCUAAUGGUAGAGACAGGGAUCUUCUUUCUGUCUCUUUGGUCUAGAGUCGUAUCAUCAGAGUCCAUGAAACUGGAUGAAAAUUACAUUUUCAAAUUAUUGCAGGAGUGAAUUUAAUUCACCGAGGCAAGCAAAGAUGAUUUUUCCUUUGCUCAAGAUGUUCAGUGCCUCCCUCAACUCAGUCCUCAGCGUCUUUUUUUUUUUUUUUGUGGAAAAAUAGAUCACUUUGCUUGAGAUUUGUUUAAGUAAUGCCUCUGUUAUCAGCUGAACAGUUUUAAACAUGAUAUUGGUUUAAAAAAUAAAAAACGCCCUGAGAGUCACCCUCUUUUCUGAGAGUGAACUAGUCUUUAACAAAAGAUGUUCACAUUGAUAUCACACAAUGUAAAAGCAUUUGCUAGAAUUCCCUUUAAAGCCUCUCUUAAAAUAACAAAUGUGUUAUACCCAUAUAAUCACCAUGGUUUGAACAGUAACACCAUCAUGAAUCUCCUGUUUUAAAAGAAAGAAUUGAAACGUAUCAGACUCCCCUUAGCGAUUUUGCAAAAAUCAUCAAGACCACAGGCAUUUCACUGUGCACCUCAGCUUGUCCGACAGGGAUUGUCAAAUGAUUAAAGAAAAUACAACUAUAUGCAGAGCUGUUGUACGCAAAUUUAGGAUCUGGUAAUGUUGCUGCAAUUAUUUUAUAACAUGCACAAGUUUGAAUAAUCGGCUGCUGAUUCACAAAAUACAUCGUCUGAACUGGGUCUGUACCUGCUAAGUUAAAGAUAAAAUAGGGCUUUGAUUCUAGGAAUAUUUGUAUGAGAAUAAUUGUCCUUUUUCUUAUUUUGUUUAGCUGGAAAACCUGAUGUACUACACAGAAAACAACCACAACAAAGUAGUGCUGCGUGACUUCUACCUGUCCAGGUUUGAAAAUGGGCCUAUCACAGAGCCCUGUGGAACACCAGAAUACCUAGGUAAGAUAACCUCUUUUAUUACCCCUACUUUACGCUAUGUUUUUUUUUUUAAAUAUCUUAAUUUCUUUCUGCCUGUCAUCCAACUCCAUCUCCUUUUGUUAGCUUUACCAUUUGAUGUGAGCACAAGCCCACGAGCAUACUAUACCUUUUGAAUUCUUACCUCUUUUUUCUUACGAAGAUUAUACUCUGUCAGGGGAUGGCUGUUAUAAUAAAAACGCAGUCAUAAAAACCCUGUGAAACACGUACACAGAACUGAAAGCACCCAACUCUCACCCUCCUCCCACUCCUCUCUUUUCAUAUCCAUUGAUCUCCUGUGUGCUGUCUCGCUCCUCUUUCGCGCUGAGGUUUGUGCAAGGGCAGCUUGGAGUGCAGAGCUGCGCUCUGGCCUGGUUUUCUCCAGUGAGAGGUCAGGACAGUUAUUCAUAAUGCUUGGCUGAGUAAUUAGACAAAUAAAUAAGGUAUGGGAACAGAGUCCCUGACAGGAAAGGAAUGAGAAACAGAGAGAAUGAGAAAAGAGGAGCUGCUGUCAGAGCUCAGAGGAAUUAUGAAUGUGGUGUGGUUGUUCAUAAUGAAAAUCCAAGCCAACUGCAUCUCUUCCUCUGACUCUCUCUUUGUGCUUUCUCGUCUAUCUCUCAGCUCCUGAAGUGGUGGCCCGUCACCGAUAUGGUCGCCCAGUGGACUGUUGGGCUGUGGGUGUCAUUAUGUUCAUACUGUGAGUCUCCAUCAACAAUGUAAAAGGCUCUACUUCAAUACGCAGGGCAAUUCAAACUGCUGCAUUAAAAAGUUCUGCUGAAUAAUUGCUUUGUUCCUUUAAUAACCCCUAACAUUUACAAGAAUUAUUUGAGGUGUCAAAAACCUAUUUCAGUUUCUUGACAGUUUAAUUACUGCUGUUUACACGCACCCCAUUUCAAUUCUUAUGUGCAUUGUUAUGCAACAAAUACUCAAGAUUGAUUUGUUGUUUGUGUAAACCUACGUGGCAAUAAAACUUCAAGUUUUAUUGUGUGUUUCUCAUUCUGAAAAGUCACUUGCAUGGUGUUUUAAAUAACUCUUCAUCAUUUGUCUCUGUGCGUGUCCCCCUUUCUGCAGCUUAUCGGGUAACCCUCCUUUUUAUGAUGAGACAGAGGAGGAGAACACGGAUCUACACAAUCGUAUCAUUUUCUGCCGGAUUGUUGCUGGUGACUUUGAGUUUGAUUCUCCAUACUGGGAUGAUAUUUCCCCUGCAGGUACACAGCUUCACCACACGAUGGUGCUCUAUACUUUCAAAUCUAAUGAUAUAACGUCAUUGGAACAUUGGCAGGAGGAAAGUAGUUGAUUAUAUGCUCGCCCUAAACAUUUGAAAGAGCAUAUUUAUUCAAAGUGUUAGGGUAAUCAUUUUUCAGAGCUAAAAGUUUAUAAAUAAUCAAUAAUCAACGAUUCAGCACAUUUAUAAAUCAGCUCCUUAUUUCUUUACUGUUCCUUUCUCAGCAAAGGAGCUUGUCUGUCGACUCAUGGAGGUCGACCAGAUGCUGAGGAUCACUGCACAGGAUGCACUUUGGCAUGAAUGGUAACCUUGGUUACAUAAUCAUAAGGGCACAAAGAUUCACACGCUUUAGUAGGUUUCCACUUACUUACAGGCUCUCUGUCACUUGUGCCAGGAUUGCAGGAAAUGGUGCGUCAGAGAAGAACCUCAAGGAUGGAGUGUGUGCCCAGUUUGAAAAGAACUUUGCAAAGGCCAAAUGGAGGGUAGGACUUUAUUUUCUCUCCUUUUUUUUCUGUGGCAGUGAAUAAAGUCACUGAGUUUAUAGUUGAGGAAGCAGCAGAGGAAACAAGGAGAACUAAAUUUAUUCAAAGAAAUUAAUGACGGUUUAUUUGUGAGAGUUUUUCAUAUAAUGGGCUUUUAGAUCAAAUGUGCAAAGGUAUGUUUUAAAUUGUGACGAUGGUGAAAAUAUCAUUGGAGUGGUGAAUGCAGGAAACUAAAAGGGAGGUGAUAACAGUUAAACCAUCUUCUCUCUUCCCCCAUGUGGUUCCCAGGAGUUGAAGGUAUUGUAGUUCAUUAUGAGGGAGAGUGGAAGGACAGAGCUUUGGCAGAGCUUCACUUUCAGUCAGACAUGAGUCAAUAAUCAAAGCCAUCUCCUCAUGGCUGUACAUCCUCUUUAAAUAAAAGGGGCUAACAAUAAACCAAUCAGGAACAAUUCCAGUCAAAACCACGAUCAGCCAAGGGAUGUAUUGAUCAUGUUUGCACUGGUGAAAUUCUUCCCAUCAGCUCUGGUCCUCCCCACUGUCACUCUGCCUAUCCUAGAAGAGAUUCAUCCUCUCUGCCCCACUUUUCUUUAUUGGCUUAGACCCAAAUGUUCAAAGUGGCCCAAUCUGCUCCUUUCUUACUCCUCAUCUGCACUUGACAACAUGACAGCUUUGAUUAAAACAACAUAAUGACCCACAAGUUAGGAGAGUGCUCAUAGCUUUUCUGUUUUUUUAUAUCGUGUGGAUAAGGAGAGGGGGAAAGGGAAAGGAUGUGUAAGAAACAGGCCACUGCGGACUGUGCAAUGACAGUGAUAUAAACUCUAAGGCCCUGUGUCAUCCCUCUUACGUGAAUCCUGGCUCAUUGCCCCAUACUGUAUCUACGUGUAACAUUCAAGCCAUACUUGAAGCCAAGAAGAAGCUGCACAGUUAAGCCAUAUAUGUAUUCAGUAACAUUUCUGUGCCCAAAUGGCUUUUCACUUCCAGAGAGCUGCUCCCAUGGUUUAGAAACAACUUCAAAGCUCACCCUUUUCCCCUUCCUCAUUUGUUGUUUGGAUGUCAAGGAGGUCAGAUGUGUAUAAGGAGGAAGAAAAGGUUGGAUUUACACCCAUCUGUCCUCUCUGUUUCCCAAGUAAACAAGAGAGAGAGGGGAGAGUGAGACUUAGGAUUGAUUUAAACCAGGGUUCAGUGUGUCAAAGCCUCCUGGAAGUAAACAACCAGCACUAAUCUUACUGCACUGUCCACGUCAAACCAAUCACAUCUCAGCACUAAGUAUGGCGGUGCAUUGACAGACUUUUUUUGUCAAAUGCUUUUCUCAGAAGCUUAUCUUUUAUGCUUUUCCAUAACCAACUAUAGAAUCAAGCUAUAUUAUUAUCUCUCAGGGAUUAGAGUCAGUUUAGGGGCUACUUAAAAACAAGAUAUGACAAAUGUUAUUUACUUUUCUCUGCUAUCCUCUCCUUUUUCUGUGCUUUACAGAAAGCAAUUCGUGUCACAACGUUCAUGCAACGGCUGAAGAAUUCAGAGGCACUGAUUGACAGUUCGGCUGAGGCUCAGGGGGUCGAAGAGGCAGGAGAUGGUGAAGGGGGGGUAUCACAAGGGACGAGUGAUGAGGGAGACAAAGGGACAAGUGAUGGAGGGGUGACGUCAAGUAGUGUGUCUUUAGAGGUUACUGUUGAAAGUACGCCAACAGGUUUGGGCCAGGAUGGAGGGAUGGGUACAACUGGGGAAAAACAGGAGGAGAUAAAGCAAAGUUCAAGUACAUGUGUGGGAACUUCACCCUCUGAUACUGAGCAGCCUCCUUGUCAGCAAUCAAACGCGGCCCCCAAACUCUCUCAGGAGGAACCGAGUAAGGUUAGUGCAAAGAAAGCAGCGGGUGAUGGAACUAGAAAAAUUGCCGCUAAUUUGGGUCAAAAUAAAGUUGCCCCAGAAUCAAAACCAUCACCUAUGAAGACGUCUGACCCCUCCAAGCAGUGUGAUGCUUCUUCGAACAGUAAACAAGCUUUCCCCUCCCCUGACCCCAGCGGCAAAUCUAAGAUGGCUACAACUGUCCAAGGUCCUCCGCUCGCUGGUCCUCCGCUCGCUGGUUCUGCCGCUGCGACAGCCUCACCAGAUAGGAGGCCAGGGAUGCAUAAAGACGAAACUGACGGCAGCUGGUGUCAGACUCAAUUACCUGAAGCAGUGGCAGAGAGGUCUGUUGUAGCUGCUGUCACUCCUGCCGUAGGGCCUGCAGCUGGGGCAGAUGUAGGGUUAGGAGUCAGGUUAAGGGGGGAUUCCAGCCCCAUGAGUAGAAGGGACAGGGAGACCAGGAGAACAGACAGGUACAGUGCUGAGUUUGGCAUGGCAAGAGCCGGUCCUCCAACAGGACAGGGUUGUUAUACGGUGGGCAGUUCUGCUAGUUUAGGCCGUCACGCGACACCAUACAACCCAGAAGUUUGUAUGGGAAUAGCAGGGAGCUGCGGGAGUCCAUACAGCACCCUCUAUACAAGUGGAUCUGGGUUAGGGAUGUACGGGACUGGGUUACAUCAACCAGGGGGCGGGAGCAGCACAACAAGCGACUGGCAAAUGGACAGUGUCAUUGAGCAGAUAGAAAAGCAAAUGGCUGCUGUGCUUGAGAAGAUUGAGGGAGAUAUGCCAUCACUUCUGGAGCAAAUCAGUGACUGCCCCAUCGAACCACCACGCGCAAGAAGCACGCACGCCUCACCUGCGAGCUCCCGGGCUCGCUCCUCACAGCACCCCGCCACCACGACCUCGGCCACUCCUCCGCCUCUUCCGACCUCUCCCAGGCCUGCACUACCGUCCCUCCCUCGCCUUUCCAUCCCUCCUCCCUCAUAUCCCCCACCCUCCCCUCCCACACAAUCCUCCCCCCAGGCUGCAGGAGAACAAGAUGACACGGAUGGACAGAGGGAUGCCGCUCGCUUGACCCAGUCCCCCAGAGCUGGAAUGGGCAGGGGACUAUGA